AUGUUGUCCUGUAAACAAACAUGGCACACUGCAUUCCACCUCCACCUCCUUGUUCAUUUCUUGGCUGAAGGUGCCACCAGAGUCUACUACCUGGGCAUCCGUGAAGUGGACUGGAACUAUGCUCCCUCGGGGAAGAACACCAUCACAGGACAAAGCAUAGCAAAUGAUAUGUGAGCUUCAUUUCUUGGUUUACUAGGUCCUGGCUUAAUAACUUAGUUAGCUCUAGCCACUUCAGAGUUUCAUAUUAAAAAAAUGGAGGAUAAUGCAUUCUUGAUAUGUAUCUGGUCUUGGUUGGUUUAAUGGUUAAUGCCAAGUUACCUAAGAAACAGGAGAAUUACCAAGCUUCAGUAGUGUAACAUACAAAAUACCAGGAUGUGAUUUAACCCAUGACUCUUCAGAUGCUGGAUACAGUUUCCAUCAUCUCUGACCGUUGGCCAUGCUGGCUGGGGCUGAUGGGAGCUGGAGUCCAAGAUGUCUGGAAGGUCCCAGGUUGAGAAAAGCUGGUCAAACCUAUGUACCCAAAUAACCUGAAGGUGAUGGGAAAUCAGUCAUGUAUUGCAGCAAUAAUGAGGCAUCUGUAAGUUCUGCUCUGGUGGUUUAUUGGCAAUGCUGCCCCUCACACACACACGCACAAGCAGAAAUUUCUGUGUGUAGCACUGACGCCACUGCCAUGACAUUUAAGAGCUGAGGGGGACAAUAUAUUCUGUCCAAUGUUUGCCAGCAGAUUGAGUUUCCCUGCUUGAAAAGUGGGUGCUGAAAUUCCAAAUUCAAAACAGUAAUAAAUAAUUGCAUUUAUUCAAAAUCUGAUUAAAACUAUUCAAUUUAAUUAUUUCAACAAAAUUGACUAACUUGAUCCAGUGAUACCAGCUUUUCAAAGUCUGAUAGACGUUUAGGCUGCAACACCCCCUUGCCAUCCCCAUGCCCCUCAGGGAACCCCCAUCCUGGUGUUGCUCACUUUGGGAGCCACUGGUCUAUCCCAAAAAUAACCUUCCUGAAGCCAUCUGUGAAAAUAUUAAAGGAGAUUAACACCCCCCCCAAAAGCAAUGUAAUUCUGGAUUUUUUUCAGUUCCCUUUUUUAUACCGUAUUUUUCAGCCUAUAGGGCGCACUGGCCUAUAGGGUGCACCUCGUUUUUUGGGGGGGCAUGAAUAAAAAAAAAAUAUUCCCCCCCCCCCAGCCACGGGGCUGGGGCAGGGGAAGCCCAAGCUUCCCCCGACACCACCCCCAGAACAGGCUGCUAUCCGCAAGCCUUGCGAGCCCCGCAGCAACUCCCGCUGGGCUUGCAAGGCUUGCGGACACCUGCGCGAAGCACGGGGCGCCCUCCAGAGGGCGCCCCGUGCUUCGGGCUGCAGGCUGCUGCCCACACGCCUUGCGAGCCCGCGGGAACUCCCUCUGGGCUCACAAGGCUUGCAGAUAGCUUCCUGAAGCCUGGAGAGCGAGAGGCGUCGGUGCGCACCGACCCCCCUCGCUCUCCAGGCUUCAGCGAAGCUCUGCAUUCGCCCCAUAGGACGCACACACAUUUCCCUUUCAUUUUUGGAGGGGAAAAGGUGCGUCCUAUAGGGCGAAAAAUACGGUAUAUAAAAAAAUCAAUUCAAGCAUUUGCACAGCUGGUUCAAGGGGCACCCUGCUGGCUGGGGUUGAUAGAAGUUGGGAGUCCAACAUCUGGAAGUGUGAACGAGUUGUACAUGUCCAACCACUCUUCAGGUACAUGUAUGUUUUAGACAACUUAGAGAAUGGCUGCACUUCUGAACAUUGGUAUACAGGACUUUUGGCUGGUGUAGGUUGUUAUGCAAGGGACAGAGAGAAAUUGUAUCUAUUAGAAUUCAAUUUUCUGUAUCAGUAAAAGAUACAAGAGAUUGCCUUUCCCACGGGGGAGGGAGAUGGUUUCACCUCUGUCCUCUCCCCACUUGUCUGGAAUCAUCAUAAACUACCCCCCACCCUACCCUCUGCAUCCAAUACUCAAAAUCUCCAUAGUCUGACAUUCAUUCAUUCAUUUUAUUUGUAUCCUGCUUUUGCGCGCGCGCGCACACACACACACACACACACAAACAAACACCAUGCUAAAAGUGGCUUGCAACAAAGAAACAGAUGCAUUUCGAACAAGCACUGCAAAAACCAAUAAUAUAGUAAAGCAACAGCAAAUAUAAUAACAUAUCAAAAAAACCAAAUUCUAAUACUAUACAUAUAACAAGAUUCACCCGAAGCAUAACAAGGUAGCUUCACACUUUCACCUUAGUCCUAAUAAACACCCCUCCCAUGAUGUUGCUCACAGCCCAUCUCCUGCAGCAGUUUCCAAGGGCAAAGGGUGGGGUAGCUGGAAACACCCCUCCCAAGAUGUUGCUGUGCACAUUAAUGGCUGUGCACCUCUAACCUUCAAAAUAGAGAUAAAAAGCACGUCACUGCUUGGCUGGACUUAGGACUCCCACUGCUUGCUUUAAAUUUGAUAAAAGGGACGUGGGUGGCGCUGUGAUCUAAACCACUGAGCCUAGGGCUUGCCAGUCAGAAGGUUGGUGGUUCGAAUCCCCGUGACGGAGUGAGCUCCCGUUGCUCGGUCCCUGCUCCUGCCCACCUAGCAGUUAAAAAGCACGUCAAAGUGCAAGCAGAUAAAUAGGUACCGCUCCGGCGGGAAGGUAAACAGCGUUUCCAUGCGCUGCUCUGGUUCGCCAGAAGCGGCUUAGUCAUGCCAGCCACAUGACCCAGAAGCUGUCUGUGGACAAACUCCGGCUCCCUCGGCCAGCAGAGCGAGAUGAGCGCCGCAACCCCAGAGUCGGCCACGACUGGACUUAACGGUCAGCGGUCCCUUUACCUUUACCUAGUAACCUGCCAGAGCAGAAUUCUUGCCAAGAGGUAUGUGACUGCUAAUCUGAUGUAGUAAAGCACACCUGAGUUUCUUAAGAAGAACAUACUCAGGAUUUAUUAAACCAGUGGUUUAGUUUCAUUAAUUGCACAUUUAUUUAAAGCCCAAUUAAAACUUUUUAGUUUGAGUGAUUCAACAAAACUGAUAAACUUGAUCCAGUGAUGCCAGCUUUUCAAAGUUUGAUAGCCAUUUCUACCUCCAUUGCCUCCCUGCCAGCUCCUUGUCUCUUAGUGUCAACUAGGAAUCCCGCCCCCCCCCCCCCCCACCCCUGGGGAAGGUACCAUCCAGUCUGGGAACUACUGUACUAAACCCAUUUUUAAAAGUGGGUGGGAUGUUUUUAAUAUACAGUGGUACCUCAGGUUACAUACGCUUCAGGUUACAUACGCUUCAGGUUACAUACGCUUCAGGUUACAGACUCCACUAACCCAGAAAUAGUACCUCGGGUUAAGAGCUUUGCUUCAGGAUGAGAACAGAAAUUGUGCCCUGGCGGCGCAGCAGCAACAGGAGGCCCCAUUAGCUAAAGUGGUGCUUCAGGUUAAGAACAGUUUCAGGUUAAGUACGGACCUCCAGAACGAAUUAAGUACUUAACCUGAGGUACCACUGUAUUUCUUUUCCCUCUUGGUUUUAAUGUAUCUAUGUUGGUUUUUUUGGUUGGGUGGUUGUAAGCCACUCUGGGUUGCUCUGGGCAAGAUAAAAGGUAAAGGGACCCCUGACCAUUAGGUCCAGUCGUGACUGACUCUGGGGUUGCGGCGCUCAUCUCACUUUAUUGGCCGAGGGAGCUGGUGUACAGCUUCCGGGUCAUGUGGCCAGCAUGACUAAGCCGCUUCUUGCGAACCAGAGCAGCGCACAGAAACACCGUUUACCUUCUCACUGGAGUGGUACCUAUUUAUCUACUUGCACUUUGACGUUCUUUCGAACUGCUAGGUUGGCAGGAGCUGGGACCGAACAACGGGAUAAAAUGACUAAUAAUAAGAUAAAAUAACUAAUAAUAAACAAAUAAAACACAAAUUUUCUUCUCUCUGCCUUGCCUUAAAAACAACCAGCUGUGCACACAGAUAGCAGGAGAGAUGUAUCAGCACAUAUGAAAAUUGCCACCAAUAUUGUCAUUGUUGUCCCCCCUUCCUUUUCAGGAUAGCCUCUAGCUUUCUCCAGCCUGCCGAGAACAGAAUUGGCAGCAUCUACAGGAAAUCUGUGUAUAAGCAAUACUUAGAUGAGACGUACACAUCAGAAAUACCCAAACCCUCCUGGCUGGGAUUCCUUGGGCCCAUCAUACGAGCCGAAGUGGGUGACACCAUCAUUGUACACCUGAAGAAUUUUGGAAGGCGACCAUUCACCAUUCACCCUCAUGGUGUCUUCUACAAGAAGGACUCAGAAGGUAAAUAUUUUGAUAAAGAGCUAAAAUUGAUAUAAAUUGAAAACAUAAAAAUAAACAAGUUUCCUCUCACCUCUGCUUUCGUGGAUGUUUCUACAUGAGUUGGCAUGUUGCAUAUGAUGCUUUUAUUUAUCUAUAUAUUUAUUUAUUGCAUUUUUACUCCACCUUUUUUCCAGGGAGCUCAAGGUGUACAUGGGAUGCAAUGACUGGCCCAAGGUGAUCCAGUGAGCUUUUGGGCUGAGUGGGAUUUGAGCCGUGGUCUCCUAGGUCCUAGUCAGACACUAUAACCACUGGCUCUCUAAUCCUUGGAUGAUUUAAAAGCAAUUCAUAGUGGGGUGUUAAGUUUGAGAGGCUGCUGUCAAAAUGGAAGCUCUCAAAGUAUACUGUUAUAGGUUGGAGUGUUAAUGCUGUGAUGUGAGCCCCUCCAUCCCAUGCUCAGAUUGUAUAUAUGUGUAAAUAAAAACAAAUAUUCUAUCAACAAAGUCUGUUUAUUUUCAUUCCAAUGGAACUGAACCCUGGCUAAGUACUGGCACCCCUGCAGUCUCUUGAAACUCAGAAGUUGGGGUUGUGUGCAACAGUACUAUCCAUGGAAGAUUAGGCUGCUAGUAGCUUCUAGCCAUGAUGGCUGUGCUCUGAAUACCAGUUGCUGGAAAUCGCCAAAGCGGAGGGUGCUCUUGCACUCGAAUCCUGCUUGUGAGUUUCCCAGAAGAGGCGUCUGAUCAGCCACUGUGAGAACAGGAUGCUGGACCAAAUGGGCCACUGGCCAGAUCCAGCAGGCUCUUCUCAAGGCUAAUGCAACUGCAUUAAAUGGAAAUUGUACUGAAUGGAUACUGCAAUUUCUCAAUUUUUCCAGGAUCCCUAUAUCCUGACGAGUCCUCUUCCCAAGACCUUAAGAAGGAUGAUGCCAUCCCCCCAGGCAGGAACCACACAUAUACUUGGACUGUUCCUGAGGAUCAUGGCCCAACGGAUGAUGACCCAGCCUGUUUAACAUGGAUCUAUCAUUCUCAUGUUGAUGCAGCAAAAGACAUUGCCACUGGCUUAAUUGGGCCGCUGCUGAUAUGUAGAGAAGGUAAGGCUGCCCUUGGGAAAAGAUUGCUUAGUUUCAUAGCUUAUUUUUGAAAUUAUACCACAAACAGUGCAAUAGGCCACAAGUACCUUUCCUGAAUUGUUCCUCAGUUCAGGUUUAAAUUGACUGAAACAAGCUUCUAGACCAUAUUCAGCCUGGCAGUUUAAAUGAAAGAAAGAGGUCAGGGGUUGUAACAUGCCAUUUGCAGAACUGGAAAUGAAAGAAGCAAGGCCCAUAGGCCUUGUUUUAGGAUAAAUAUAUAUAAUAUGUUGUUUUAUUUUCUUGUUUGGGUGUUAUUGGUUUUUGAACUCAUACAGAGGUGGCAAGAUAUCAGGGCUCGGCCACAGUUCCAUUUGCCCUGCCACUUUCCUCCAGUUAGAGUGGCCAUCACGCUGGCUCUCAACUGAAUGUGAUUUAAAUGUAUGAAGUGGAUUUGCACUAAAUGGUGGCACUUGCUGCCUGGAGGAGGGAUGCUGCUCACCACUGUGUGAAGCCAGCCCCACAGUCCUUCGCCAGACUUGCUUUGAGAGCAGAAGUGUGUGUUCCCUCAGGGCUAAGAGAGGUGGGUUUUCUUGAAAGUAGGAAGAAAUCCAGCAUGCUCCCCCUACAGCAUCAGGCCUCCUGGCUCCUUGUACGGAAGGCUCCUUCCGUUCACUCCUAUCUUCUCCGGGCCCAGGGACUCUGAAGAGCGUUUCUCAAAGGCGGCAUGACGCGGACCUCGAUUUCUUUCUGAUGUUCAGCGUGGUUGACGAGAAUGAGAGCUGGCACCUGGAUGAAAACAUUGCCUCCUUCUGCGGAGAUCCAAGCACUGUUGAUGAGGAAGACGAGGGGUUCAGGGAGAGCAACAAGAUGCAUGGUGAGUGCAGUUGGGCAGGACCUUUUCUUGACCUCUGUUUAUAACCAGGUAGGGACAGCUGUAACACACCCUCUCCGGAUCAAAUAAACUCAGAGAUCAUACAGAACAGAGAUGUAUUAACUUCAGGGCUGCCAAACACAGAAAGAAUUAUAACUGAUUAAAAUGACUGACUGACUGACUGACUGACUGAUGGAUUGUCUUCCCUUAAGCCUAAAUUCCCAAGGCAUGUUACAACAUUGAAACAACACUGAAAACAGUUUGAAACAACUUACAAUCAUAAAAAUAAAGUGACUCCUAAAAAAUAUACGCCUCAGGUGUCAGAUAAAGAGGUGUGUCUUCAGCAUCCUCUGGAAGUUGUAUAGUAAAGUGCCAGGGGAGCCUCUGUGAGGAGGGAGUCCUGCAGCUUACAAGGCCCCCUCCCCCUGGGAUACCCCUCCCCAAGCCUCUGAGAGUGGAGGAAAGUGUUAGCCAGUGUGGUGUAGUGGUUAAGAGCGGUACGCACGUAAUCUGGGGAACCGGGUUCACGUCUCCGCUCCUCCACAUGCAGCUGCUGGGUGACCUUGGGCCAGUCACACUUCUUUGAAGUCUCUCAGCCCCGCUCACCUCACAGAGUGUUUGUUGUGGGGGAGGAAGGGAAAGGAGAUUGUUAGCCGCUUUGAGACUCCUGAAGGGGAGUGAAAGGCGGGAUAUCAAAUCCAAACUCUUCUUCUUCUACUUCUUAGUCACUUCUCGUGACUUGACAGUAGGGAACACAAUACAAGGGUGGCAAGUAGGAUCUCUCAUCAUCCUUAGCAACUGUAUCUCGUCCACAGGUUUGCCACUGGAGCACCAGUGAAUGAACAUCAUGUGAACAGGCCAUUCUGAUAACCUUCCACCCUAGCCUGUUCAGCCACAGCUUUCAUUCUUUCACAUGUACAACUAGCUCUCUCAUAUGGGUACUGCCAUAGGGAAACUCAUGCCUAAUACUUUAUGAAAGCAAAUGUGAGUCUAGGAACGCUGUAUUGGGAAACAACACAACCCAAACCACUCAGUUAUACAACUUCACAGGAGUUACACAACCAUUGGUGAGUCACAAUGUGCCUCCAAACUGCAAAACAGAAGGAAAAUUAAGCAAAUCUAUUAAUAUUGGAGCAUUACCAAAAAAAAAAAGUAGGCAGAAGGUAUUUAAAUUAUGUACAUAUUAACAGGAUACAUUGAACCUGUGGACCUCUGUCUUUGCUUUAUUCAAACCUCUGCUGUUCUUUGAAACCACCAUUUUAAACUGCCCUUCUCUCACCCUGACUUUAUGCAAAUCCAGGAUUGUGAUGAGGCACUGUAAAUUCUCCAGUUGCACAGUAACAGCCUUACAUUUUUAUGAAUAUAGGAUGCUACAUAUAUGUACACCCACACACUGAUAUGAAACCCCAUUUUCAUGUUAACAUCUUGAUCUCUAUUUCUGCAGCAAUUAAUGGUUACGUGUUUGGGAACCUCCCCAAGAUGACCAUGUGUGCUGGGGAUCAUGUGUCAUGGCAUCUUUUUGGGAUGGGCAAUGAGAUUGAUAUCCACACCGUCUUCUUCCAUGGACAGACCCUGAUUGUCCGGGGUCACAGGACUGACGUGGCCAGCCUCUUCCCAGCCACUUUUGUGGCAGCAGAAAUGAUCCCUCGCCACAUUGGGAAAUGGCUGCUGAACUGCGCGGUCCAUGAUCACCUGCAAGGUAAGGCAGUCUCCCAGACUGAGUUCCCCUUGCAACUGUGAUCACUAGUUCUUCGCUGAAUUCCUUGCCCAUGACAACAGAAAUUGGGUGAAAUAUACUCAGAGUCGAGUGUGAAUUUCAUGCUCUUUAUGCAGCUCAUAGUAGCAAUGAUGAAACUUUCCCCAAAACUUCUAGCUAUAUAUACAUUAUUUACAUAAUGGGCCCCGCAUGAUUGGCUAAUUCUGGGCUGCUCCUGUAGGCCAAUCAGGUUGUGGAUUCACUUCAUACAGAAGCUUGAUUGGCUGCUCCUGCAGGCCAAUCAGGUCGCUGAUUCACUUCCACCUGGAGCUGGAUUGGGUGGCUCCUGUGGACCAAUCAGACCACUGCAUUCUGGAUCCUAUUGUUCUAGGAUUCAGCUCAGUACGUAACAUCAGGCAUAUGGCUGGCUGGAUCAGUAUUUUCUUUUUCACAGAUGAUGUAAAUAGGCCAGCCAUGCCCGGAAUUCUCCAGAUGUUUUCGGCUGCAGCUCUCAUCACCAGAUAGUGAUGGAGGCAGUGUUGUCCACCACCCUAGAUGGGUUUUAAAGUGGAUUGGACAAAUUCAUGGAGGAGGAGAGGGCUAUUGAUAGCUGAUAGGCUGGCUAUGCUCUGCCUCUGUGGUUGGAGGCAGUAAAUGCUUAUGAAUACCAGUUGCUGGAAACCACAGGGAGAGAGAGGGCUCUUGUGCUUGAAUCCUGCUUGCAGGCUUCCUGUAGACAUCUGGCUGGCCACACUGAGAACAGGAUGCUAGACUAGGUGGGCCACUGGCCUGAUCCAACAGGCUUUUUUUUUUUUUUUUACAUUCUUAGUCAUAGGACUCCAGCUCAACUAGACUGUAGCCAGGGCUGAGACACCAUAUUAGCUUCUGCCCAACCAUGUACUUCAGAACUCCUCUUCGAAUUCCUGAACUGUGUAAUGUGUAACUUGAUCUAGGUAUAUGCCAUGCAGUCGUUUUUGGGAAUCACACCUUCAGGGACAAUUGAGCGGAGAGGGCUCAUCCAUGCUUACCUUUCGUUCUGUGUUUUCUGGGCACAGGUCCACUCUUUAAAGCGCCAUGUCCAGGCACUUUUAAAAACUUUUUUACUUCUUUUGCCCUGGCAUAUUUCCCAGUAAAACCCACCCUUUAUCAGAGCGAUUGGGUUUUCUGCAGAUUUGCUGUUUGCUCUGAUUCUUCUGUAAAGAGUGGGUUUUCCUGUGGAAAACGCAGGACAAAAAAAGGAUGGGGGGACCUCGAACGCAGCACUUUAAAACAUGGACCUUUAUCUAGGUAAGUUUUAAGUGCUGUGUGGGUGUGGGAGCCAAGAUAGGAAUAUAUGUGUGCUGCCAGCAAUCACUAAGGGUACAAGGAUGGAUUUUUCAUACAGGACAAAGCAUGAAAGCUGCAUCUCUCUUACUACAUAUGAACGAAUUGAGAAAAAUUGGUCUCUAAUAACUAUGAUUAAGUUAAUCUACUACAAAAGAAUAUAUGUGGGAAGCCUAUGGUGGGAAAAAUUAGUAAUGUUUUGGAACAGUAAGUUUAAUGGUAGUGUUCCACCUAAUGCUUCUUUUGACCUGCUGUAACAUGAGUACAGCAUGUUUGCAUCUUGCACAGGGGUCACGCUCCAGGGGUGGCGUGUAUAUGCAAAAAUAUGUAUGCUCUAACCACCCCCUUGGAAUGGCCCCUGCAUGAACAAUCUUACCUUCUAGAGCUGGUGCACCAAAUGGACAUUGCCCCACAAGCAAGGCAGGGAGCAUUUAAGCUCUCUGCCUUGCUAACUGCGUUCUAGGAGGCUCUUCUGAGAUCUUGUGGGUCCAUCUGAGUUCCCACAAGGUCUCCCAAGAGUAUCCCUGAGCCCAGCAGGCAAGUCUGAGAGGUUAGACACUUUUUCUGCACUAGGAAAGCACAGCUCAAAAGGUGCUUUUAAGCUCUCUGCCUUGUAUGCAUUUAAUUUGCACAGUUUCAGCCAGCCUGGGUUCAACCUUUUAAGGAUGAAAUUGUGCAUGUUGAUCACUCUCAAGAUGUGAUCAUACGGUAUUUCUUUAUGCUUCUUCCCUUGUGUAUAUAGACUACAAAAAAUGUUUUUUAAAGUGAAAUAGAGUUUGGAAGUUGAAUCUGUGGUGGGGAACAGGAUCUGACUGUUGGGCUGCUCCUGGCCUCCCCUGCCUCCAUCACUCCCAACCUGCAGGCUGUUUUGACAAGCAGGCCAGUCUGAGUGUGUUGUGCUCUGUUCUGCUUCCUACAGCUGGGAUGGAGGCUCUCUAUGAAGUCAGGAACUGCUCCUAUCAGAAUCCAGAGCCUGCCCUGAAAGGGAAACUUCGCAAAUACUACAUAGCGGCAAAGGAAGUUCAGUGGAAUUACGGACCCUCAGGGUUAGACCUGGGCACUGGGGAAAGCCUGCUGCAGCCAAACAGGUAAGGGGGCUUUUAUUUGUGGAUUUCCUGCUCUGCUUGAGAAUGCAUUUACACAGUGCUGAAAGGGGGUCCCCAUCGCACAGGAGACUUUAACUUUUCAACAGAGUAGCUAAACCUGCACUUUUCAAGGCGCUACAGUGUGGCAUGUUGCCCCAAGAAACGAAAAUGUUUUUUGAACCAAGCUUCUUUGUAAUGUGGUAGGUCAGGUUUUGAAUUUGGGUACUCAUACAGCAAAUAUAUAGGACACGAGUGGCGCUGUGGUCUAAACCACAGAGCCUAGGGCUUGCCGAUCAGAAGGUCGGCAGUGCGAAUCCCCGCGAUGGGGUGAGCUCCCGUUGCUCGGUCCCUGCUCCUGCCAACCUAGCAGUUCGAAAGCAUGUCAAGUGCAGGCGAUAAAUAGGUACUGCUCUGGUGGGAAGGUAAACAGCAUUUCUGUGCGCUGCUCUGGUUCGCCAGAAGUGGCUUAGCCAUGCUGGCCACAUGACCUGGAAGCUGUACGCUGGCUCCCUCGGCCUAUAGAGCGAGAUGAGCACUGCAGCCCCAGAGUCGUCCACAACUGGACCUAAUGGUCAGGGGUCCCCUUUACAGCAAAUAUAAAGCAGCUUAAAAAUGGUUAACCGUAGCAGUUUGUCGGCUAGUCCACCUCCCUCCUGCAAUUAGAAAUAGCAGCAAGUGGAUAGACACCUGGGCUCCUUUGGGAGGAAGGGCAGGAUAAAAGUCUAAUAAUAACUAAAUAAAAAUAAUGGUGAUAAUACCCCAGACCCCUAAUCAUGGGAAUUGUAGUCUUCUGCAGAUCCUGAGAGCUCCCUAUCCCUUUUAAAUCCCUGUGUCCCAAGGCUGGGAGGUAGAGCAGGCCAGCGGCCCUUCUAGUCCAGCAUACUAUUCUGACCAGAUGCCCCAAAGGGAAACCCGCAGGCAGGACCUGAGCACAAGAGCACUUUCCUGUGGUUUCCAGCAACUGGGAAUCAGGAGCAUAGCAGCCUCCAGCUGAAAACACAGCAUAGUUAUCCUGGCUGGUAGUUAUCAGUUGCCCUGUGUGAAGAACUCCUUAUCUGUCCUGAGUCUCCCAACAUUCUCCUUCAUUGUCAGCCAGUUCUAGUGUUAAAUUGUGAGAAGGGGAUAAAAACUUCUCUCUCUUCACUUUCCACAGACCAUGCAUAAUUUUAUAAUCUUCUAUUAUGUCACCUCUUACUUGGCCCAGGUGCUGCAACCUUUCUGCAUUAUAGACCUGGGUAUAGUGUUUUUUUAAUGAAAUAAUGGGAUGGAUUAUGCUUCCUUGGGAAACAGAACACUGGGUACAUGUUUACAAAGCAACAGCUCUGUGUCCUUGGGGAUAGUGGGGCUGCUCUGCAGUUGCUUUUUUGAUGGUGUUUUAAGAUUACUGAACAGUUGCGCUUUCUCAUCCCAUCUGCCAGCUGCCCUUUAUCUGGGCAUAGCUGUCAACUUUUCCCUUUUCUUAUGAGGAAUCCUAUUCAGAAUAAGGGAAUUUCCCUUAAAAAAAGGAAAACAUUGACAGCUAUGUGUCUCGGUUUCUUCAUUUAAAGCUGGGGGUUCUGGGUGAGCCUCUCUACCCAAAUCUUGAUUUGGGUGUGAGCUACUUCUCUUAAUUGUCUUACUUUUGGAUCACUUGGUACAACACCACCCAAGGUCACCUUGAUUUCAGCUAGUUAUAAACAGCACGAUCACAUCUAACGUGCAUUUAACUCACACCAUUUCAACCACACACAGCUGAAGGACCACUGGCUAAAAUUCCACAAUUUAAAUGCAAGCAAGGCAGAGAGCUUUAAAGCUCUUUUAGCACCAGGUUUUCCCUUCACGAAGAGAGUUUUCAGCUCUCUGCCUUGCUUAGGCAGCCCCCACUGGUUCUUGCAAGAUCUCACAGGGCCUGAUUCAGCAGGCUUUUCUUAUGUUCUUAUGACAUUAUCCACCUCUGGCCUGAGCUGACUAGCAAAGGGGAAAUGCUCCCUACUUCCUAGGAACCCGACUUUCAUGGAGUCAAACUAUUGGUCCAUCUAAUUUAGGGCUUAGGUCGAGCCACGGACCCGACGCAAGCGGGACUUUCUCGGGAGAGAGAAAGUCCGGGUUCUCGAGGGUAAACGGGGGUGCUACAGGGCGCGGUAGCCCCCAAAACCCCUCUGGAGGGAAACCAGAGGGUCAGGAGCCCAGCGGAGCCAUUUGCAGAUCGCCCGGCCAUCAGGUAACUCCAUAACAGGAGCGAAGAGAACAGCGGGCGGAGAAAGCAGGCACCGGGGAAGCCAUUGUCUCACCCUCGAGAACGCAGCCCCAGGCUUGCAGGGCGAGUGAUCGAUUCUCAAAAAUAAAGAAUCUAAGCCAAAUUUGGAUUUUGGAAUAUAAUUGGAGCAUACAAAAGGAAGGCUUUGAGAAAAGAAGGUAGAAAAAGAGGUCAGUUUUUAUCUGAAAUCGGAGAACGACGCAAGACUACGAGCGGAGCGCGGAGAGGAGAUUGGUAACACAGCAAGCGGUUUGAACUUCUCCCUCUUAAAAAACUUAUUAAAAGUGAUAUAAACUGUUUAAAAAGUAACAAAGAGUUGCAGAAGAAGGGAAUAACUAAAAGAGGGGGCAGAGGGUAACUAUUUUAUGACUUUAAAAGGCUCUCGAUAUAACGAAGCCUUUAAAGGUCAGCACCAACACUUUGAAUUGUGCUCGGAAACGUACUGGGAGCCUUUUAAGGUCUUUUAAGACCGGUGUUAUGUGGUCUCGGUGGCCGCUCCCAGUCACCAGUCUAGCUGCCGCAUUCUGGAUUAGUUGUAGUUUCCGGGUCACCUUCAAAGGUAGCCCCACGUAGAGCGCAUUGCAGUAGUCCAAGCGGGAGAUAACCAGAGCAUGCACCACUCUGGCGAGGCAGUCCCCAGGCAAAUAGGGUCUCAGCCUGCGUACCAGAUGGAGCUGGUAACACAGCAAGCGGUUUGAACUUCUCCCUCUUAAAAAACUUAUUAAAAGUGAUAUAAACUGUUUAAAAAGUAACAAAGAGUUGCAGAAGAAGGGAAUAACUAAAAGAGGGGGCAGAGGGUAACUAUUUUAUGACUUUAAAAGGCUCUCGAUAUAACGAAGCCUUUAAAGGUCAGCACCAACACUUUGAAUUGUGCUCGGAAACGUACUGGGAGCCUUUUAAGGUCUUUUAAGACCGGUGUUAUGUGGUCUCGGUGGCCGCUCCCAGUCACCAGUCUAGCUGCCGCAUUCUGGAUUAGUUGUAGUUUCCGGGUCACCUUCAAAGGUAGCCCCACGUAGAGCGCAUUGCAGUAGUCCAAGCGGGAGAUAACCAGAGCAUGCACCACUCUGGCGAGGCAGUCCCCAGGCAAAUAGGGUCUCAGCCUGCGUACCAGAUGGAGCUGGUAACACAGCAAGCGGUUUGAACUUCUCCUCUUAAAAACUUAUUAAAAGUGAUAUAAACUGUUUAAAAAGUAACAAAGAGUUGCAGAAGAAGGGAAUAACUAAAAGAGGGGGCAGAGGGUAACUAUUUUAUGACUUUAAAAGGCUCUCGAUAUAACGAAGCCUUUAAAGGUCAGCACCAACACUUUGAAUUGUGCUCGGAAACGUACUGGGAGCCUUUUAAGGUCUUUUAAGACCGGUGUUAUGUGGUCUCGGUGGCCGCUCCCAGUCACCAGUCUAGCUGCCGCAUUCUGGAUUAGUUGUAGUUUCCGGGUCACCUUCAAAGGUAGCCCCACGUAGAGCGCAUUGCAGUAGUCCAAGCGGGAGAUAACCAGAGCAUGCACCACUCUGGCGAGGCAGUCCCCAGGCAAAUAGGGUCUCAGCCUGCGUACCAGAUGGAGCUGGUAAACAGCUGCCCUGGACACAGAUUUGACCUGUGCCUCCAUGGACAGCUGCGAGUCCAAAAUGACUCCCAGGCUGCGCACCUGGUCCUUCAGGGGCACAGUUACCCCAUUCAGGACCAAAGAGUCCUCCAUACUCACCCGCCUCCUGUCCCCCCAAAACAGUACUUCUGUCUUGUCAGGAUUCAACCUCAAUCUGUUAGCCGCCAUCCAACCUCCAACCGCCUCCAGGCACUCACACAGGACCUUCACCGCCUUCACUGGUUCUGAUUUGAAAGAGAGGUAGAGCUGGGUAUCAUCCGCAUACUGAUGAACACCCAGCCAAAACCCCCUGAUGAUCUCUCCCAACGGCUGCAUAUAGAUGUUGAAAAGCAUGAGGGAGAGGACAGAACCCUGAGGCACCCCACAAGUGAGAGCCCGGGGGUCUGAACACUCAUCCUCCACCACCACUUUCUGAACACGGCCCAGGAGAAAGGAGCGGAACCACUGUAUGACAGUGCCCCCAGCUCCCAGCCCCAGAAGGAUGUUAUGGUCGAUGGUAUCAAACGCCGCUGAGACUCAUGCUUUCUAGGCAAGGAACAACCAGAAGUGUGGAUGAGACCUCAGUGUGGUCUACACUGAUUAGCAGGAGAGGCUUUCUUUCAUCUCAGACAUGAGUUUUCCCCUGGCUCACCUGGAGAUGCCAACUGAACCUGGGACUUUCUGUUUGCUAAGGAGAUGCUCUGCUACUGAGCCUCUCUGGCCCUUCUCCCCAAAGGCAAUUAGCUGGACUUUUUCUCACCCGCCUGCACUAUCAGCCUUUACACGUGACACAUAAACAUCCUUUCCACCUCCCUAAAAAGACAGCGUUAACGAUGAAAACAGUCUUCUUUUGCCAAGUCUCUUGCAUAGUUCAGCAUGAAAGCUACUGUGGAUCUUGGCUGAUGCAGCUGGAUUUGCAGAAGCAACAACAAAAGCUGCAAAAUCUAAAGAUUUGGUUGUUGUUGCAUCCUAGAAUCACAUGUUUGCUUCUUUGUGUUUAGUUCUUCAGAGCAGUUUUUCAAGCAGAAUUCCACUAGGAUUGGGGGAACAUACUGGAAGGUCCAGUACACUGAAUACAUGGAUGGAACUUUUCAGGUGGAGAAGGGGCGGACAAAAGAAGAAAAGCAUCUCGGAAUACUUGGUAAUACAUCAAAAUUAACUUUCCUGCCCAGCCAGAUAUAUGGGCUAUGACUUGUUACAUUUUGAGAGGCACGGUGGGAAGUUUUAUCUAUUUAUCUAGAAGAUUUGUAACUCCCUCUUUCUGUCUUAACAGAGACACUCAAUGCUGCUCACAUCAACUAUAAAUAUUUUAUGAUCUGGGUGGGAAACAGGGAUAGUUAUUCAAAAGCCAGUGCAGUGUUACAAAAACCGAAAAAACAAGAGUUUGGGUUUUUUUAACCAGAAAUGUGCAAGUGCAAAACAGAAAAUGUUACCAGCUCCUAGUUACCAUGUUUCACUAUGGGCAAAAUGUAGGUGGUAAUGGCUACUAACUAAGAUGGUUUUAAAAGAAGAUUAGACAAACUCACGGAGGAGAAGACAGCUAUGAAUGUCUGCUAGCCAUGAUGGCUAUGCUCUGCCUCCAUGGCCAGAUACAGUGAAUGCUUCUGCGUCCAUUGCUGGAAGCCACAGGCGGGAAGAGUACUCUUGCCCCAGGUUCUGCUUACGGUUUUCCCAAAAGAGACUUCUGGUUGAUCACUGUGAGAACAGGAUGCUGGACUAGGUGGGCUGUUGGCCUGAUCCAGUAGGCUCUGCUUAUGUUCUUAUGGAGGCCUGUGCUAGUUUGGGGCACACGUUUCCUUUUUUGCUUUUUAAUAUAGAGCAGGGGUCAGCAAGGUUUAUCUUGCCUGGGCUGGAUCGGUCCCGGGGAGAUCCCUCUGUGGGUCGGAUCGCAUAUGCACCCGCGAUUUUUGGUGUCUGCUUAGACGUGAUUUCCGGUGCCACAGAAGCAAGUCCCCGCCUCACGCUGUGCCGGUUUAGCACAACACGCAAGAGGGCAGCUCGGUUUGGGGGCAGCUCGUGGGCCAGUCAAACGACCUCUGCGGGCUGCUUCCGGCCCAUGGGCCUUUGGUUGCUGACCCCUGAUAUAGAGCUCUUGCACAAUACUGAUAUUUAGCUAUGCCAGAAUUCUCGUAAAUAGGUGCUUUCUGCAUGCAGUGUUCAGUGGAAAUAAGGCAUGCUCAUGCUGUUUGAAAACAAAAUGGCUCGCAGAGGGGGCAAACUUACAGACGAGCUUUAGUUUUAGAUUCCUGCAUUGCAUGGGGUGGGACUAGGUCCCUUCCAGCUCUACAAUUCUAUGACCUAUGAUUCCUGUCUUUCUCCCUGCAGGACCAGUGAUCAAAGCUGAAGUCGGAGAUACUAUCCAGGUUACGUUUGCAAACAAAGCCUCUUGGCCUUUUAGCAUUCAGCCCCAUGGUGCGUUUUAUGAAAAGGAAUGGGAAGGAACUGCUUACCAGGAUGGUUAGUUCUUACAUGCACAUUUUCAUUUUAGCAACAGCUGUAUAAAAACUGUGCUCUUCACUUGCUUAGCAAGACCAGGAUGAAUUGCUUGGGGUGAAGAAGUAGAGGUUGUUUUCAGUUAUUUCAGAAAGGGCAGGUUUCACAAUGCUUUUAAUGCAGGAGCUCCCUAUAAGAAAGGGUUGCAGUGUUGGAACUUUCCAGUUUGGAGUGAGGUCUCAUUCAGACCUCCUUUUGUGCCACAUAUUUUAGGAUCAGGUCUCUGCUUUAAAGCUCCAUGUCUGACACUCCCCCCCCCCCCGGUGCUUUCCCCACAAAAACCCGCUCUUUACUGCUGAAUCGGAACAAACAGCCAUUUGGAUUUUCCACGGGAUUCUGUUUGCUCAGAUUCAGCAUCAAAGAGCAGGUCUUUCUGUGGAAAGCUGCAGAGCAAAAUUUUAAAAAAGUGCUUGGACACUGACUUUUAAAGUUGGACAUCUGCCUGGAAAGCGUGAGGCUUGAUAUGUGUGGAUGAGCCCUAAGAAAUGGCAUGAUAGAAGUCUGCAAAAUUGUGCAUGGCAUUUCGGAGAAAGUGGAUGGAGAAAAGUUGACACAUAGGGCUUAUCCAUGCUCCCACUUGUCCCAUGUGUAGAAAGUAUGAGACUGAGUGGUUUUCCUCUUGUCCUGUGCUUUCUGGGCAUGGGGCCGAGCGACCUGCAAUGUGGCACUGCCAGAGGAAUUAUGAUUCUGAAUAACAGUUGCUGGGAAUCAGGUGAGGAAUCCUUUUUCAGCUAGAGGGAUGAUUUCUCAUAUGGACAAGUUUCCAAGGGACCUGCCUCAAAAUGGGAAGAAGCCCAGGAGCAGAAUCUAAGCACAAGGGCAGUCCUCUCCCCUCCUGCGGUUUCCAGCAGCUGGCAUUCAGAAGCAUUGGAGGCAGGGCAUGGCUAUCCAGCCUAGUAGCUCCCCUGCCCAUCAAGAGCUCCCCUGCCCAUUUUUGCCUCCAGCCCCACCCACCACUGAUAUGUGGCCCCUGGAAACCUGCCUGGAAGAAAAUGCAGCCCUCAAGCUGAAAAAGAUACCCCACUUGCUGGGGGAGGGAGCAAGGCCCACUUAGAGCAUGGGGUCUGGGAGCACGGGGGUUUCUCUUUCUCCACCCCACCCUUCCAGUUGUAGGGUGGCUCCGAGGCUUUGGAUAGACACAAACAGAACCCCGAAUAAGAUGCAAUUGUACUGUGUUCUUGUUGCAAGCCGUGCUGACAGCUUGGUUAUGAAGUGGGGGAAACGAGCCAAACCACAAAAAUUAAGAAGACACAAUGCCAUGAAAAGGUAGACAAAAGAACAACUCAAAUUGUCUAGGGAUUGGAGAACUCUUCCUAAGAGUAGGUGUUAAAGUUUCUGAGGCCUCUGAGGGUAAGGCAGGUGGGGAGAUAGUGGAGGUACAGUGGUACCUUGGGAUGCGAAUGGGAUCCGUUCCGAAGCCCUGUUCAGAUCCUGAAGUGAACGCAACCCACGCCUGCGCAUCUGCGUGUGCGCGCAUCACGUUUCGCCACUUCUGCGCAUGCGCGUUACGUCAUUUUGACCGUCUGCGCAUGCGGCGAAACCCGGAAGUAACACGCUCCGUUACUUCCAGGUUGCCACGGAGCGGAACCCGAAAAUACUUAACUUGAAGCACAUUUAUCCCAAGGUAUGACUGUAUAUAGAAUGAUGGAUGGUAUGGAAAAUGUAGCUUGAGAAAUGAGUGUCUGCCUAUCAUAAUUCUUAGACUCAGGAGAUUGCUGAACAGCACUGGUCAGUAAGAUCCAGACUGACAAGAGAAAACAUUUCUACCCAAACAUGAAAUUAACCCCCUCGCAGCACUGUCUCUCACCAGCUUCGCACCCUCCAGAUAGUUCCCAUCACCCUUGGCCAUCUUUGUGGGGACUCAUGGGAAGUGGAGUCCCGCAGUAUUUGCAGUACACUAAGCAGGUUUCCCCCGGUUCGUGCUAUCUCCCCCCAGCUGCUAUGAACGGCUUUAAAAUUUCGUUUAUUUGUUUUUUGCUUUUAUAUCCCACCUUUUCCUUCAAAGAGCCUGAGGUGUGGUGUGCAUGGUCUCCCCAUCACCAUCAAAUCCCCACAACUGUGAGGUAGGUUUGACCAAGAGGCAGUGGCUGACCCAAGGUCACCCAGCAAGCUUCAUGCCCAAGUGGGGAUUUGAACCCUGGUCUCUCCAACACUCUAACCACUACACCAUAACUAGCUCUAAUGAUACAGGGAGAUGCAUAACCCUUCUUGCUUUUCAAAGGCUUAUCUAGGAACGGAGCUGCUGUGAAGCCUCUGGGGAGCUUUGUGUACCACUGGAUGGUCCCUCAGCAUGUUGGGCCUACAGCCACCGACCCUCCUUGUCUGACCUGGAUGUACUCUUCUGCAUCAGAUCCGGUCAGAGACACCAAUUCUGGCUUAGUGGGGCCCUUGCUUAUAUGUCGGCCUGGGACUCUUGAUGAACAUAAUAAGCAGGUAUGCUUGGUUGCUUUGCCGUUGUGCCAUUGACCAGUAUCAGCAGAAGGGACUGGAGAUGGGUAAUUUUUUGAGACUCAACCUACGUUAGUACUCCCAUGCAACCACCAUCAAAACUGCCAGCCCUACAGGGUCUGAAUUCCCUGGCUCCCUACUUGAUUGACAGUGGCUUGUGGUUAGGUGGGUAGACUUGGAACAUGAUGGCGAUUAUUUUAUUGCUUAUAUCUCGCCUAUCCUCUCCUGAGUCCAUGGCAAUUAACAGCAAAGUUACAGCAUUAAACACAAAGCAAAAAGUUUUACUUAUUUACUUACUUUACUUAUUUAUAAGUAUAAUGGAACCUCGGUUUUCAAGUGUCUCAGAAGUCGAAUGUUUCGACUUUCGAACUCCAAAAAUCUGGAAGUAAUUGCUUCAGUUUUUGAACGAUUUUUGGAAGCUGAACAUGCCACAUGGCUUCCGUUUUGAGUUUGCCUGUUGUAUUGAGGCUUCUGUAUUGAGUGGUUUCUGAACAUUUUGGAAGUCGAACGGUCUUCUGGAAUGGUUUACGUUUGAAAACUGAGGUUCACUGUAUAUUUGUAUGCGGUUUUGUCAUUAAAAAAUCUAAGCCAUUUACAGCAAUAAAACCAUACAAUAAAACCAUUAAAAAUUUAAAAAACAGAUAUCAAAUAACUAUUGUAGUAGGACAUGUUAUUAACUGCCAGCAUAGGCCUAGCAGAAUAGAAAAGAUUUCAGCAGAAAUUUAAAAGUUGACAAAGAAGGCAUGAAUCUCCAGUGGCAGGGAGUUCCAUUGACACUCAAGGCUUCGUUUCUCACUGUUGUCAAAUGAGCCUCACCAACUCGGGGAAUGACCAGCAAUGCUCUUGCGACUAUAACCAACAAUGAUUAGUGCAUGAGAAUAGGUAUUUUUCAAAAGCCUGACAUCCUGUGUGUUGUUGCUAUCCUAGAAAGGUGUCGAGAAGGAGUUUUAUCUCUUGUUUGGUGUGUUUGAUGAAAAUCUAAGUUGGUAUCUGGAUGCAAAUCUGAAGUACUUCUUGAAAAAGGACCAUCCUUUUCAAGAUCAAGACUUCAAGGAAUCCAACAGGAUGCACGGUAUGUCAUCACGCCCACUCUUAGGGAAUGAAGACGCAGUCGAGCAUUGGAUUACCUAGAAAUUAAUCGGAGCACCUAUCUGAAAUAUCUACUCUGAGCUAUCACCUCAGAAAGGAUGUUAUAGAGUUGGGAAAGGUUCAGAAAGGGGCAACCAAAAUGAUUAAGGGAGUGGAGCAACCCCUCUGUAAUCAGAGGUUGCAACAUUUGGGACUUCAGUUUAGAGAAAAGGCAUGUAAGAGACAAUGUUUGUAAACAAUCUAUGGCAUGGAGAAAAUGGAUAGAGGAAAGCCCCCCUCCCCCCAUAACUCCAGAACACAUGGGCAUCCAAUAAAGCCGAAUUUAAGAAGAUUAAGGACAGAUUAAAGAGAGGACUUCUUCACUCAGCGCAUAGCUGAACUGCAGAACUUGCUUCCAGAAGAGCCAAGGAUGGGCCACUAACCUAUAGGUUUAGACAAAUUCAUAGAGGAGAGGACUAUUGAUGGCUACAAACCUAUAGUACUGCUUUUGGGAGACAAGGUCAGGCAGGUGUGGAGGACUGUCUGGUCCUGAAUGGGGUAACUGUGCCCCUGAAGGACCAGGUGUGCAGCCUGGGAGUCAUUUUGGACUCACAGCUGUCUAUGGAGGCACAGGUCAAUUCUGUGUCCAGGGCAGCUGUCUACCAGCUCCACCUGAUAUGCAGGAUGAGACCCUACCAGCCCACAGACUGUCUCACCAGAGUGGUGCGUGCUCUAGUUAUCUCCUGCUUGGACUACUGCAAUGUGCUCUAUAUUGGGGCUACCUUUGAAGGCGACCCGGAAACUGCAACUAAUCCAGAAUGCGGCAGGGAGUGGCCACUGAGACUAUAUAACACUGGUCCUGAGAGACCUACAUUGGCUCCCAGUGUGUUUCUGAGCACAAUUCAAAGUGUUGGUGCUGCCCUUUAAAGCACUAAACGGCCUCAGCCCAGUAUACCUAAAGGAGCGUCUCCACCCCCAUCGUUCAGCCUGGACACUGAGGUCCAGCUCCGAGGGCCUUCUGGCGGUUCCCUCAUUGAGAGAAGUAAGGUUACAGGGAACCAGGCAGAGGGCCUUUUCAGUAGUGGUGCCUGCCCCUGUGGAAUGCCUUCCCAUCAGAUGUCCAGGAAAUAAACAACUAUGUGACUUUUAUAAGUCACAUCUGAAGGCAGCCCUGUUUAAGGAAGUUUUAAAUGUUUGCUGUUUUAUCGUGUUUUUAAUAUUCUGUUGGGAGCCGCCCAGAGUGACUGGGGAAACCCAGCUAGAUGGGCAGCUUAUAAAUAAUAAACUAUUAUGUUAUUAUUAUUACAAGCCAUGAAGGCCAUGUUCUGCGUUAACAAGUUGGAGGCAGCAAUGCUUCUCAAUGCCAGUUGCUGCAAACCACAGGAGGGGAAAGUGUAGCUCUUGCACAGCUUGCUGGUUUUCCAUUGGGCAUCUUGUUGGUCAUUAUGACAACACGAUGCUGGAUUUGGCCUGAUCCAGCAGGCUCUUACAAUAUUCUUAUUUAUUUCAUUUAUUUCUUUUGUAAAGUUUGUACUCUGCUUGGAUGCAAAAAAAAGAAAAAAGCCCCCCCCCCAAUUCAAAGCAGUAUAUGAAAAGGUAUGGUCUAUGCAUGAAUCAAAUAAAUAAAUGUCUCCUUUUUUGUUUAUUUUCCUUUGGGGUUCCCCCCCCCUUAAAGCCAUUAAUGGGUUCCUGUUCAGCAACAUGCCUCUCCUAGAUGUCUGCAGGGAAGAAACUGUCUCCUGGCAUCUCUUGGGCUUUGGCAGUGAAGCCGAUGUCCAUGGCGCAACCUUCCAGGGAAAUACGGUCUUGAUGAAUGGGAUGAGGCGAGAUGGAGCCAGUCUCUUCCCUCACACAUUUGCCACAGCCCUCAUGCAGCCAGAUCACGAAGGUAAAUGCCUCAACCCAUUUGCAACCUUUCUCUCUCAUGCCCAAACCAUAUAUUUUAUGCAUGCUUAAAAGCACAAGGUUUCCCUGAAAGAAUCCUGGGAACUAUAGUUUGUUAAAUGUCUUGGGGAAUUACAGCUCUGUGAGGCGUGGGCUACAUUUUGCAGGAUGCUGUGGGGGGGGGGAGUGUGUGCUUCCAAUGUAUGGUGUAGACCAGUGUAGUCAGUUUAGAAGCAGAGUAAACAUUUUCAGUCUAAUCAUAACCUUUACUGUCCAAGGAAACAGAGUUACGCAAGCUUUCAAUAAAGGCCAUGUAGAGGCAGUGACCUUGGAUAUGCAAGAUCUCUCUUCUAAAUCCCUGGAGAUGAAUUUUUCAGGGUUUUGUUUUGCUUUCAAGCUUGAGGCACAAGUCAGUGUGGUAGAAUCACAGAAUUGUAGGGCAUAGUGCAAUUGAAAUUAGAACCUGGGAGACCAGGGUUCAACUUUCCACCCAGCAAUGAAGCUUAGUGGGCUCUCUUGAGUCACACCCUCCUUCUCAGCCAAAUCUACCUCACAGAAUCGUUGUGAGGAUAAAAUGAGGGUUCGUUAGUUAGACCCAUGGCUUGAUAUGAUAGAACACAAGUCUGUCCUGCAAAUGCAAGCCCAAGGGGGGGAGGUGACAUGAAUGAAUUUUAUAAAAAUUAUGCCUGGCAAAGAGAAAGUGGACAGAGAAAAGUUGCUCUACCUCUCUCAUGACACUAGAAUUUGUGGACAUCCAAUGAAGCCAAAUGUUGGAAGAUUAAGAAAGGUGAAAGGAAGUCCUUCGCAAAGCAGACAGUUAAUAAUAAUAUUAUAAUAAUUUAUUAUUUAUACCGCACCCAUCUGACUGGGUUGAACUGUGGAACUCCCUGCAGUGGACUACAAAGCCCAUCAGCCACAGCCAACACAGCCAUAUGGCACUGGGGGGGGGGGGGACAUUCCUGUGCUGGCUGAGGCUGGUGGGAGUUUUGAUUGAAAACAUCUGGAGGGACCUGUCUGCCACCAUCUUGCACAUCUCUGUUUAUGCUGCCCACUAGGGACUUUUGAAGUAUACUGUCAGACUAGCAACCACUACCAGUCUGGGAUGAGAGGACGUUACUCAGUUCAGCAGUGUGGGAAGAACACACUGUUUCCAGACCAGCAAUAUGAGCAAGUGAGGACCUUCUACAUCAUGGCAGAAGAAGUGGAGUGGGACUAUGCUCUGGAUCGCCAUUGGGCACUGGAAAGAUAUAACAGCUCUGCGGAGGAGAGGUAACUGGUCUGCUUCAGAAAGGAGCAGGAGGACUAGAUAGUCCAUUGGCCUGAUCCAGCAGGCUCUUCUUCUGUUCUUCUGGCUCCUCUCCAUGCCAAGUUGGCUGAGUUAACUUUUAUUUGCUUGCUUUACAGUAUGGAUUUGUAUGCCACCUUUCAAAACAAAAGUUUCCAUAAGGGGGCUUAUAGUCAGUGUCAUAAUAUUAAAAACAAAACAAAAACACAAAUACCUGCAGUUUUAUAAAGAGACAGCAUAAGACAAUUACUAGUCCAUACCCACAAAAUAAUGUUACAGUUUAAAUACAGAGAGCUUAAAAACCCAGCUUUUCCUUUUAACCCAAAGGGGCAAUGAGGUUGUCAGACCCCCAGAACUUUCCUGAAGUUCCCAGGUUUGCUUGGCCAUUACCGGGGGGCGGGGGGGAACGGCUUGAAUCUCCAGGUGGACAAGUCCACCUGAAAAUAUUAAUAUUAUUAUUAUUGUUGUUGUUGUUGUUGUUGUUGUUAGUAUUAUCAUUAAGGCUGUGAGUGCAGCUUGCAAGCUUCAGCCUAGUAAAGGUAAAGGUAAAGGGACCCCUGACCAUUAGGUCCAGUCGUGACUGACUCUGGGGUUGCAGCGCUCAUCUCGCUUUAUUGGCUGAGGGAGCCAGUGUACAGCUUCCGGGUCAUGUCAGCGGAAACGCCAUUUACCUUCCCGCCAGAGUGGUACCUAUUUAUCUACUUGCACUUUGACGUGCUUUCGAACUGCUAGGUUGGCAGGAGCAGGGACCGAGCAAUGGGGAUUCAAACCACCAACCUUCUGAUCAGCAAGUCCUAGGCUCUGUGGUUUAACCCACAGCGCCACCCGCAUCCUUCAGCCUAGUAGGAGCCAGCUGAAAAUCACAGCACAAACUCUCUGAGGGUAUCUUCACUUCCCCCUCUCCCCCCUCCCCUUUUCUAGUUAGACUCUGUCUUUGCAAAUUAUUGCAUAGACUUAGUGAUUUCACCAAGACCUGUCCCCCAUGACAUCACUGGGGCCCACACCUGCGUCCCAGGUUUGGGCCCUGAAAUAUCAGGAUCUGUGAAGCUCCUGACCUGACAGUCUUUGGGGCAAAGAACUCAAACAUACAUUCCAGGUCAGUUUAUUAAUAAUAGUAACAACAGCAGCAGUGUGUUUUAAGCACAGUUGCUGUGGUGGUUAUCAUUAUUGUGAUAUUGUUCAUUUUUAUUCAUUUCAUAAAAAAAUAUUCUAUGCUGCUUUAUUCGGGGGGGCAGGGGACCCCAAAGCUGUUUAUGAAAAAGCUAAAGCAAUAAAAUUAUAAGAAAGAAGAAUUAACUGUAAUAAUUUGGGGCCCUUUCCAACUCGACAAUUCAGUGAUUCUAAGCUAAGAAUUUUUCAGGGGGGUAUAUGUGGAAAUCAAAAUGACUAUAAACUAAAAACAAAUUGAAAUUCACACCAACUUCAUAAAUGUAUGGGUAGGCUAGCCUAAACAAAAUACAUAUCUUACAGAUGCCGAUAAGACAGCUGUGAAGGUGCCUGUGUGGUAUCGGUAGCCCAAGGAAUGUCUGUUUUUCUAAGCCUGGGAAAUGCAGGCUGAAUUGAGUGGCUAGUCGCAAUAGUUCCUCAGAAACUAGAACAAAGACACAGGCAAGAAUUAGGGGUGCUUCCUGAGUAUUAACCCCAAGUGAUCCAGAAAACCAGGCUUGGCUGAAUCACAGUCCACCCUCCUCGCUCCCCUGAUAACAUUCUGGGACACAUUUCACACACACCCAUCCCGCCUCCUGCUCCCUAGUUUAAAAUGAGGCAGAUUCCUCUCCUUUCCCCUGUUCUUCUUUGCCCCUUCCCAGCUUGGCUGCUUGCUCCUGCUGAAAGCCCAGGCAUUUGCCCUCUUCAGUCUUCCUAGUGUUUCAGACCAUUCCAAACCUUGAAUAUCUGCAUACAAAAGGGAUGGCGUGCCCUCUGGCCUUUUAACAUGCUUCCUAAUUCUUGCCCUGCUAUUGCUCCCCAGCAGCACCAUAUGGAAGGCAGAAGAUUUUUGAGGCUUUAAAUGUGUGGAUUGCAGCAAUGUGGCCUAAGGAAAGAGGUGGGGAACCUAAGGCUGGGGGGCAAAGGAGGCCCUCUCUGGGCCUCAGCAGCCAGGGCUCCAACCACCCCCUCAGUUCCGCACACACCUGAGUGCUUUUGCCUGAGUGUCCUUCAACAGAAUGCCUCCCACUUGCCGGAAAAGAGGCUGGGGAGACAUGUAGGUGGGUAAAAGCUUCCGACUUUUGCACAGCUAGAACGCAGCUGAUUGCAGAAAGAUAACAGCAACAUCCAUUUUCAGGGCUGUCUUAAGAAUAUCCGGCUGUGGUGCAAAGAUCCCUCCGGCGCCCCACCCCGCGUUUUACAGAGUUGUCAACCUUUUCCCAAGCCUCUGCGGGGAUCGCUCUCCUCCGCAGGGGCUUGGGAAGGAAGCUGCAUGUCCGCCAGCCAUAUAGUUGGCAGGGCACAGCUUCCAUCCUAAGCCUCUGCAGGGUCGCUCUCCUCCUGCGGAGGCUUGGGAGGCAAGCUGCAUGCCUGCCAGCCAUCUGGUUGGUGAGGCGCAGGUGGCGGGUGCAGGGAAAGGGGAGGCCGCCGGCAAAGCCACGCAGCUUCCCCACUCGCUGGGGUGCCCCUGAGAAGCCAGCGUCCUGGCGCAACGCGCCAGUAAUCCCAAUGGAAAAGACGGCUCUGGCCAUUUUAGCUCUAGCCACAUCCACUUUUGCCUCUCUGGCCCUGCUGAUCCCUGGAAUGUGGCCCCUUGAAAGUUGCUCAUGUGUGAAUGCAGCCCUGGCUGGAGGGAUCUCAUGAAACCAUUCCACCACCAACACCAAGGGCAUGCACCAGGAUAUUAUCACUUUUAGUUCCCCUGCUAGUUCAUAGCUGACCUGUACCCAGGUCCCCCUAUGCUAAGCCGUUUCCAGGCAUCUCUCAAAGCCUUUCCUCUCAGCGGGCUUCACAUCUCCAGAAACCAGAUUCCCUAGAGCCAUGACCUGCCCAGCACAGACAAGAUGUGUGUUAUUGUUUUAUUAAUGCCAACAGAGCAUCAUUAACGCACAAAGGAACUUCAGCAUUCACAGGUAUAGCGACGUGUUUCUGAGUGGCAAGAACGGACUCCUUGGCUCCCGGUACAAAAAAGCAGUAUACAGGGAAUACACGAAUGGGACGUUCAAGACCCCAAAGAGCAGGACGGAUGGCGAGGAACACCUAGGGAUCCUGGGUAAGGAGAAGGAUUGUACACAAAGUAGGUGCUGCUCCUCUCACCUCUCCAGGAGUUAGUGAUGGCCACCAAAUUAGAUGGGUUUAAAAGAUGUCCCACUGACCUGAUCCAGCAGGAUCUUCUUUUGUUCCUGUGUUCCAUUCGAGCAAGUCUGGGGCUUAACCUGCAAGCAAGUUUGUUAGAUAGCACAAUCAGAAACAGGCCUUUGGCUACAGGGGUCUUUUUUACUUAUUUUUGCUUUUACUUUUUUUUACUUCCAUAGAAAAGGGUGAAUAUAAAUUAAAUGCAUGGGGGGGGUGCCAAUUGUCACUUUGAUGAAAACAGCAUUGCAUGGACACUGAAAAAAAAAUGUGCACAAAAAUCCCACAAUGAACACCCAUCCAGAUGACCUGGUCUACACGUGCAGCAGAGUUAGAUGUUUGAAAGCUAGAGACAGUAGAGUGCACUGUACUGUUUCAGACAGCAGGUGGGGGUAUAACUUAUGAAUCAGCACCUUUGUAAAAACAUUCUCUGCAAAUGAAUUUUAAUGCAGUAGGUGUUACAGGACUCUCGUUUUUCACAGCAAUAGGCUAACUCAGCUAUACCGCUGGAAAUUGUUGCUAGAUUUACCAGUUUUCUAAUUAACAAGAGGUGGGUUUUUUAUGGUUUGGUUUAGUUUGAUACUCUAGGAGAAUGUUCAAAAAAUAGGAUGCCUUGUGGUCAGAGGUGGUACAUUGCAUUCCCCGGCCUCAGAACCCUGCCAUUCUGUUAACACUUCAUAUGUCUGCAUGUAUAAACCAAGCCCGGUCACUGCUUUUUUUCCAGCUGGAGCUCACUGAAACCCAGUUCUGGCACCUCUUAGGUGGGCGCCAUUGCCAUUCUAAGAGAACAAGGGGGGUGUUCGUGGUGAGUUCUGGCACCUUUUUCUAGAAAAACAGCACUGGAGGCAUAAGGGUUUGUUAUUCUGACUGGUGUGUAAUUGGAAUGCAGAGUUAAAGUAAAUUAUCAAAUCAUCAAUUCUAGCACGCAGGGGACCGCCUCUCCUGGUAUGCCCCGCGGAGGACCUUAAGGUCCACAAAUCACAACAUUUUGGAGGUCCCAAGUCACAAGGUGGUUAGAUUGGUCUCAACUAGGGCCAGGGCCUUUUCAGUACUGGCCCCAACUUGGUGGAAUGCUCUGUCACAAGAGACUAGGGCCCUGCGGGACUUCACAUCUUUCCACAGGGCCUGCAAGACAGAGCUGUUCCACCUGGCCUUUGGUUUGGACUCAGUCUGACCCUUAUGUUUCCCUCCCCUUGUGGUUUUGGUCUAUGGGCUAUCAUAAAAUGAGGAUGCUUUUUAAAUUGUACCUUAACCUGUAUUUUAAAUUGGUCCCCCCUAUUAUGUUUUUAUUGUAAUUUUACUGGUGUUAGCCGCCCUGAGCCCAGCUUUGGCCGGGGAGGGCAGGGUAUAAAUAUUUUUUUAAUUUUUAAAAUUAUUAUUAUUUUAUUAUUACAAUUGGCAUUAUUAAUUGUAUUAUGAUUUGGUAUUAUAAAUUGGUAUUGACAACAAGGCUUUUAUUGGGUUAUUGUAACUGAAAACUAAUAAAAAUUAUUACAUAAAAAAAAAGAAAAAUAGCACUGGGCCUGAUGUACCUUGGACUUCAAAUUAUCAUCAUAAUAGACUCCCAUUAUAAAUGUAAGAACUGAGGAUGUCUAGGCAAUCGAGAGUCUUCUCCCCCAUUGUGAUGCCUUUCCAGAUGUAGAUGGGAGUCUCUCUGUGGCAACAUUCACAACACACAUUUAAAGCAGUAUCUGAGCACCAUGCCACUUCAAACAGUCACGACACCCCCCCAAAAAAAAAAAAAUUCUGGGAGCUGUAGUUUGUUAAGGGUGCUUAACGUUGGUAGGAAGCCCCUGUUCCCCUCCCAGAGGUACAAUUCCCAGUGUGGUUUGAUAAUGCAGCUCCCAUAAUCCUUUUGGGGAAGCCACUGACUAUUUAAACUGGUAUAAUAGAACUUUAAUGGCAUGAUGUCAAUGUGGACUGUAUCUCUGGAGUGCUGUGUUCUUUUGAUAAGUUUUUUUCUGCUUUUCCCUCUCCAUGGCUCUUCAGCGUACUGUGGGUAGCGAUGGAAAUUUAUUAUGUGCUGCUUAUUAUGGGCUGUUCUGUCCAUGCCCACUCUUUUCUGCCCAUGCCUUUCCUGCUCUCAUGGGAAAAUAGCUGGGUCAGUAUAAAUAACUACCGCAGCUUAGUCACAGUGCAAGCCAUCAGAAGAGAUGGGUCUGACGAUAAUUGCAGGGGAGCACAGCUGUACUAGGCACAAAACAAAUCUGGGGCCCAGACUCUCAGCUUUUCUAUUUCCUUUUUCUUUUUAAAAACGGUUUUAUUAACGUUAUUAUUGCAAUUCAUUGCCAUAGCGAUUAUAUAUGAAGGAUUCUUGUCUUCUAAGAAGAAAAAAGAAAACAAAUUAACUAGAAAAGGCGGGGGAGCGGAGAGAACAUGAGAUGUGGAAGGCGGAAGGGAUAAUAUAACAAAAAAUUCUAUGGGGCAAUUAAUAAAAGGAAAAAUGUCAUCAUUUACAUUGUCAUCCAGAAAUGUAAGAACUUCGCAAUACAUUUUGUUUUCUUAAUUAUUUCAGAUUGCAUUUUUCUUUUCUUUCUUCGGUUUUUUUGGUAAUUGGUUUUUCAAUUUCAAUUAACAAAAUAUAGCCAUACUAGGAAAAGGAGGCUUAGUAGAUGUACAGAAAAGAAAGCUAAAUAGCAGCUGAUGGUUGUAUUUUUAAACAUUCCAAGAAAGACAAUCAAAUGAAAGUAUCUCUCAAUAAGUUUCCUUGAGUCUGUUGAGAGUGAAAACCAUGUUUGAUUGCCUUAACAAAGCCAAUAAAAGGAUAUAUAGAAAGCGUUAGUCCUCCCAUCGCACUGGAUCAAUAUUCCUUUUGUGAAAUGUUUGUCCAAAAGCAUGAAGUCCUAUACUUGCAAACUUCAGCCUUCAAAAAGAUUUGCAUUUAAAGUUUUCCAAAUCUUUAUGAUCACUAAUCUAGCUGCCAAUAAUAAAUGGAGGAUGAGGUUCUUAUUAGUUAUGUUCUUAAUCUGAGGAGUAAAAUAAGUGCUGCAUGUUUCUUAUACAUAAGUUUUAUCAUUAAGAUAUUUUGCCAGGUUUUCCUUGGCUAAUUAGUUGUAGCAGGGGGAUCUUUGUUUCCCCAUUUUUGUAGCUUUCCUUUCCUUUUGUAAAAGCCUCUUCCCCUUGAAGAAUGAGAAUUCUGAAGCAAGAUAUUCAGGCACCACUCUAACCAGUUCAUUCAGGAGAAGUGAGCCUCCUCUUGCCUUUCAGUGUUUUAGCUAAUUAAAAUUGUUUGCAAAGAUGAUGCAUGGGUGUAUAGCAAGGUUUAUUUUGGGGGGGGCAGGCCUUUUGUUGGGGUGACAGAACCUCAGUUAGCUAUGCAUUUUUAUUGAUUUUUAUUGAUUUGGGGGGACAACUAUCCCCCCUGCGCCCACCCGGCUAUUCCCAUGUAAAGGUAAAAGGGCCCCUGACCGUUAGGUCCAGUCGUGACUGACUCUGGGGUUGCGGCACUCAUCUCGCUUUAUUGGCCGAGGGAGCCGGGGUACAGCUUCCAGGUCAUGUGACCAGCAUGACUAAGCUGCUUCUGGCGAACCAGAGCAGCGCAGAGAAACACCGUUUGCCUUCCUGCCAGGGUGGUACCUAUUUAUCUACUUGCACUUUGACGCGCUUUCGAACUGCUAGGUUGGCAUGUAUAGUAGGCUAAAUCAAACACACUCAGGUAAAAGCAGGCAGGGUUGUGCAGAACUGAGAGGUGUGGCCUGCAUUGAGGCCUGGAGAGUUGCUUUCUCCCAAAGCAGCAGGUUAAAAUAGUGCUUGCAUAUUUCACUUCAGAACUCUCAUUACUUAGAGAGUGGGGACUUACUUUGCCAAGCAAGCAAGUGGAGGGCGGGUCUGGGUCCCAAAUUCACUCUGAACCUAGUAUAGCAAUGCCCCCUGCACGUCUUGGCAGGCUUGAGUAGACCCACUUCUUCCGAUAGCUUGGACUGUGGAAACAUUGAGAUAAUUAUUUGUACUGACCCAGCAAUAGCCACAGCUACUGCAUGAGCACAUGCACAUCACUGUAUGAGCAUUGUUAUGCCACCCACGUAUUGCUUUCAAUGCACUGCUUUCAAGUGUACAUCUUUUUAUGUUGUUCUCAUCCAUUCCUAGUCACUGUCCCAACAGCGCUUGUUCCCUAAAGCAUCUCCUUGCCUCUAGGUCCGUUCAUCUGGGCAGAAGUGGGAGACGUCCUCAAUAUUGUGUUCAAGAACAACGCCACACGGCCUUACUCCCUUCAUGCCCAUGGAGUCCUGGAGAAGAACAGCAACAAAGGCUCAGAAGCAGCAAUGCCUGGUGAGUCUUAGGCCUCUGCUGUGAGUUGCCUUGUCUAGACCCCUGUGUCAUGUAUAGUGGCCAAGCUUCUUAUUAACUAUCCCCUGCAGUGCUCACAGAGACCACCUGGAGUCCAUCCUCAGGCACCUGUAUGGUUAGAGGCUGGGUGGGCUCCCUAUCAUUUUGCACAGUCUGGGACCCAUACCAAUAGACCCGAGUGACAAGAAAGGAGAUUCUGAUGAAACAUCAGGAAGAACUUUCUGACAGCAACAGCUGUUCAGCUGUGGAAUGGACCCCAUUGGAAGGUGAUAGACUCUCCUUCCUUGGAAGUUUUUGGUUUUUUGCUUUUGGUUUUUUGCUCCUGAGCUUUCCCCGUAAAAACCUGCUCUUUAAAGCCCAAUGGAAGCAAAUGGCAACCCAAAGAAAACCCAAAGAGCCAUUUCCUCCCAUUAAAGAAGCCAGUGCUCUCCUUUAGAGAGCGGCAUAUCAUGGAGAAAGCUCCAGUGGGAAAGGAAAGGGGGGGUGCUCAGAUACAGAACAAAAAGCUAAAUUAAUUGUAAAUAAUGUGGUGACGGAAGAAUUUAAGAUUGAAAAAGGGACACGACAAGGUUGCCCAAUUUCCCCACUGCUUUUUAUUUUGGUCCUGGAGGUUUUGCUGAACAUGAUUAGAAGGGAUCAGUUGGUUAAAGGUAUACAGGUUGGAGCCAAACAGUACAAAUUGAGAGCAUUUGCAGAUGAUUUAGUAUUGACGUUACAGGAGCCAGAAUCUAGCACCAAAAGGGUUUUAGAAUUGAUUCAAGAAUUUGGUCAAGUCGCAGGAUUUAAAUUGAAUAAGGCAAAAACUAAGGUUUUAGAGAAAAAUCUAACACCAAUAGAGAGAGAGAGGUUUCAGAAUGAGACAGGUUUAACAGUGGUUAAGAAAGUUAAAUAUUUGGGGAUCAACUUGACAGCAAAAAAUGGGAACUUAUUUAAAGAUAACUAUGAAAAAUGCUGGGCUGAAGUGAAAAAAGAUUUAGAAAUUCGGUCAAAUUUGAAGCUUUCACUGUUGGGUCGUAUUGCUGCUGUAAAAAUGAAUGUAUUGCCUAGAAUGUUGUUUUUGUUUCAAACAUUGCAAAUUGUGGACAAAAUGGACUGUUUCAAGAGGUGGCAGAGAGAUAUUUCUAGAUUUGUCUGGCAGGGUAAGAAGCCCAGAAUAAAAUUUAAAAUACUAACAGAUGCAAAGGAUAGAGGUGGAUUUGCCCUGCCAGACCUUAAACUUUACUAUGAAUCAGCAGCUUUCUGCUGGUUGAAAGAAUGGCUGCUUCUUGAAAACACUGACAUUUUGGAUUUAGAAGGUUUUAACAACGUAUCUGGAUGGCAUGCAUAUCUGUGGUAUGACAAGCUCAAAGCACAUAAAGCAUUUAAAAACCAUAUUGUCAGGAAAGCACUGUUUAAUGUUUGGAUAAGAUACAAGGAUUUAUUGGAAAACAAAACUCCAAGGUGGCUGUCACCGAUGGAAGCGAAAGCCUUGAAAAAGCUCAAUAUGGAGGUCAAAUGGCCGAAAUAUUGGGAAAUUUUGGAACAAGAUGGAGACAGAUUGAAAUUGCAGAGUUUUGAAAACCUAAAAAACAAAGUGCGAGACUGGCUUCAUUACUAUCAGAUAAUGGAGACAUACAAUUUGGAUAAGAAAAUCGGCUUCCAGGUGGAAAAAUCAAAAUUAGAAACAGAAUUGUUAGAACCUGUAAUGAGUAUGAGUUACUCGUGCGUAAACUGGUGCCUCUCUAGGCUAAUUUGCCUUGUUAAACCUUUCUGACUGCACAGCCCUUUCUAAUUGUGACUGCCUCAGUCACUGGCAAAAUCCGUCAGUGGGCGUUUCUUGAACCUCUUCCAACAUAAAAGUUGUUUGACACCCAGUCUCCUCCUCCUCUCACUGCGCGGGAGUCUUCUGUGCAGGGAGGGCGUGGGUAGCGGAGGACCUGUCCCCUCCUCACUGAGUUCCAGUGAAGAGUCCUGGAGCCCUCUCUCCGAUUCCCCCAUCUGCCCACCUUUAUCCCUGGUGUUGCGCUUAAAUGCUUCCCCCUCAAAUGAGCUGUUUCUCCCCCUGCUGCUGGGUCCUUCUCCAGCAUCAUCUAGGAGCCUCCCCUUCGCCUCUCGCUCCGAUGUCAGUUCCCUGACAGAACCCAAAACUAAAACUUUGUCAAAGAUGUAUAACUUGCUGUUGAAAUGGAAUACUCAGGAUGAAACGGUGAAAUCUGCUAUGAUUAAAUGGGCACAAGACGUUGGACAUAAUAUUAUGUUUGCUGACUGGGAACAGUUGUGGACCACAGGUAUGAAAUUUACGGCAUGUAAUGCCUUAAGAGAAAAUAUUAUGAAAAUGAUAUACAGGUGGUACAUAACCCCAGUCAAGCUUGCAAAAAUAAAAAAUUUGCCUUAUAAUAAAUGUUGGAAAAUUAAAUAAACAGAAGGUACAUUUUUUAACCUUUGGUGGACGUGCCCAAAGAUUAAGGCUUUCUGGGAGAUGAUAUAUAAUGAACUAAAAAAGGUAUUUAAAUAUACCUUCUUGAAGAAACCAGAGGCCUUUCUCCUGGGCAUAGUCGGCCAAUCGGUGUUAAAAAGGACAGAACUUUCUUUAUGUAUGCUACAACAGCAGCAAGAAUACUCAUUGCAAAGUAUUGGAAGACACAAGAUCUACCCACACUGGAGGAAUGGCAGAUGAAAAUGAUGGAAUACAUGGAAUUGGCGGAAAUGACUGGCAGAAUCUGUGACCAGGGAGAAGAGUCGGUGGAAGAAGAUUGGAAUAAAUCCAAAGACUAUUUACAGAAAUAUUGCAAAAUUAAUGAAUGUUAGAAUGAUGUUGGAUUGAAGUUAAGUGGUUUCUAGCUGUACAGGCACAAAAAAACAUGGGAAAAUUGGUUCUUAAUAUGUAAAAGGUAAAAUUUAAAGUUAUAUUAUAUCAAGAUUAAAGAUUAGGAUUAAAAAGGAGGGAAAGGAAUUGUUGGAUUAACAUAUUUAAUUAGAAUACAGAAGAGGGAGGUAAGAGGAGGUCCGGGAAACAAGUAAACGUAAAAGAAGUGAGGAAAAGAUGAAAUUGUUUUAAAUUGUUUUUUCUUUUUACUUUGUAUUUUUUUCUUUUUAUUGUUAACUUUUUUAUUACUAAUGUGGUUUUUUGUUUUUUUCCCCUGUGAAACUUUAAUAAAUAUUAUAUAUAUAUAUAAAAAGAGCUUUAAAGUGUAGGCCUGUGCCUGGGAAGAGCAGGCCAAAAGGUAAUUGUGGGUAAGCCCUUGAUUUUCGAUAAGAAACAUUUCAUAACUGGAUAUUUAAACGACUUAAUUGUAAGAUAUGUAUAGAAACCUGAUACAAGUUUUAAUCUUCUUCUAGUCUAUUGUUAUUUUAACUUUUCAAAAAAUUUAAAUUAUUGUUAAUUUUCCACAUUGGUAAUUGUAUUAUCUUUUUUUUUGCAAACCCUUUUGAGGUGUUUUUUAAAAAUAUAAUUAAGCGCUGUACAGUAUAAGGGACAUGGGUGGUGCUGUGGUCUAAACCACUGAGCCUAGGGCUUGCUGAUCAGAAGGUCAGGGGUUCGAAUCCCCGUGACAGGGUGAGUUCCUGUUGUUCGGUCCCAGCUCCUGCCGACCUAGCAGUUUGAACGUGCAAGUAGAUAAAUAGGUACCGCUCUGGCGGGAAGGUAAACGGCGUUUCCAUGCGCUGCUCUGGUUUCGCCAGAAGCGGCUUAGUCAUGCUGGCCACAUGACCCGGAAAAACUGUCUGUGGACAAACACCGUCUCCCUCGGCCAGUAAAGCGAGAUGAGCGCCGCAACCCCAGAGUCGUUCACAACUGGACCUAAUGGUCAGGGGUCCCUUUACCUUUACCUUUACAGUAUGAAUAUACUGUCUCUGAGAUUCCAACAGAAGUAGAAAGAUGUCAAUUUCUCUCUAAUAAUAAUAAUAAAAUUUGUGUCUGUGUCUGUCUCAGGUGAAAUUGUCACCUAUCGGUGGGAUGUUCCUGAAAGAUCUGGCCCAGGACCUAAUGAUUCUGCCUGUGUCUCUUGGAUCUACUAUUCCAGUGUGGAUCCUGUAAAGGUUUGCAGUUUUUCUCUAGCUUUUGUGAGAGGAUUAUACCACCAUGCAAAGGAGCUCCCCACCAGGAUGUUUAUUCAUACUAAGCUUACACUGUGCAAGCAAAGACCUGUGCUCACUGUACAGGUUUCAGGGACAAGGCUGAAGAGGAGGAGGAAUGGUGAAGGUCACCCCCCCCCCUUCUCCUGUAGUUCCCAGAGAAUAGGAUGGCAGUCUUGAAUUACAGCAGGGCUUUCAGGAAAACAACAAUUUAGAGAGAGGAAAACAGCAGAGUUAUAAGGUGUUAGGAGAUGGAGGAGGGGAGGCAAAACAGUUAGCUGACACGUCACUGGAUCGCAUAACCAACCCUUCUCCCAAAACGCGACAUUUGUUAAGGGUGCAGAACAAAGGGCACAGAGACAGUUGACCAUGGAUGGACGCCAUAGAGGCAGGUGUUGUUGCUAGAAGGGAAGGAGAGAGGAGCUCAGUGCGAGCAAUGCCAUCAUUGAGGAAUGACUAGAUUCUUCGUCUUUCACUGUGAUGACUCAAAAAAAAUCUUAAGAAAUAACUUUCUUGUUUCCUCCCUGCUUCUUGGCACCAUUGGGAGAGGGAGAGAAUUCCUCACUCCUGGCAAUAGGGUUGCCAUAUUUCAAAAAGUAAAAACCAGGACACCCCAAAGCUGUUAAGCUUUCAUUUUACAAAAACACACACACACACACACAAAAAAGACAAAGUGCCACCUUUCAGAAAUCACCCCCAGGUGCCAAUUGCACCUUUGAAAUCCCAGUAACGUCUGGGAAAAUCCAGACGUAUGGCAGUUUGGGAAACCCUGGUUUAUAGAAAUCCUUGGUUGUAGCCUGUAGAAUGUACAGAGGUACCUCGGGAUCCGUUCCAGAGCCCCAUUCGCAUCCUGAACGGAACGCAAGACGCAACAGCGCAUCUGCGUCUGUGCGGGUCACGUUUCGCCGCUUCUGCGCCUGCACGUGACAUCAUUUUGAGCGUCUGCGCAUGCGUGAGCGGCAAAACCCGGAAGUAACACGCUCCAUUACUUCCGGGUUGCCGCAGAGUGCAAUACGAACGCGCUCAACCCGAAGCGCAUUCAACUCGAGGUAUGACUAUACUUUGGAGGAGAAUUCUUUUGGUUCCAGAAGCUGCCCCAGCUAACAGGAAUCUGUAAGUAAAAAUGCUAGGAUAACCUUCCCAACUUUUCUCUGCCCUUUUACCCCCAGGAUGUGUUCAGUGGUCUCAUUGGCCCCCUAAAGGUCUGCCGUAAAGGGACGCUGGAUUUAGAUGGUAGAAGGAAAGGUGUCAACAAGGAGUUUGCACUCCUCUUCUUGAUUUUUGAUGAAAAUCAGUCCUGGUACCUGGAGGAGAAUGUGCAAAAGUAUGCCCAAGGGGACUGGGUUCAUUCGCACCGAGAGGACGAAGAGUUUCUGGAGAGCAACAGAAUGCACGGUGACUUUGUGUUAUUACUUUUUCAUCCUGCAUGGCUGCCUGCCUUUGCCCUGGAUUGCAAAGUAUCGCCUAGAAUUGUCUAUAUUAAAAACAGCACCUGGGCCAUCUAUUUCCCACUGUUACCAUCUUGUCAAAAGUAAUGUUCAUAUUUAUUUAUUUGGGUUUCUCACUGGAAAGGCUAUGGGGGUAGGGGAAAGAAAGGGACCUCUCUACCGCCUUUCAACCAAGGUAUUAUGUGUUUUCAGAACCCACCUUAUUCUGAUGACUGUAAAUUGUGUUAACUGGUUUUAGUAUUUCAGUUUAAACUUUAGCAAACCGUCUUGGGACCUGCUGGUGAAGGGCAAGUAAUAAAUAAAUGAUAAAAGCAGCAAUAACUAUAAUAUUUAUAAGAUAGGCAGCAAUACUUCUGAUGCCCCUGGAGGGUAGGGAAGAGAUGCUCUUGCAGGACCAGGCAUCGGGCUCCCAUACCCCAACCCAUGCAAAUAAGAGACCAAUAAGGGACGCGGGUGGCUCUGUGGGUUAAACCACAGAGCCUAGGGCUUGCCGAUCAGAAGGUCGGCAGUUUGAAUCCGUGACAGGGUGAGCUCCCGUUGCUCGGUCCCUGCUCCUGCCGACCUAGCAGUUCGAAAGCAUGUCAAAGUGCAAGUAGAUAAAUAGAUACCGCUCCGGCAGGAAGGUAAACAGCAUUUCUGUGUGCUGCUCUGGUUCACCAGAAGCGGCUUAGUCAUGCUGGCCACAUGACCCGGAAGCUGUACGCCGGCUCCCUCAGCCAAUAAAGUGAGCGCCGCAACCCCAGAGUCGGUCACGACUGGACCUAACAAUCAGAGGUCCCUUGCAACCUUGCCGCCGCUCCUAGACCUGUUCUGGGGUCUGGGGUCGGGGGAAGCUCGGGCUUCCCCCACCCCAGCCCCGUGGCUAAAAAGGAGAAGCCUGAAGCCCCCGGAGCGCAACGCGAACUGCCACUGCGCUCCGGGGGUUUCAGGCAGCUGUCUUCAAGCCUUCGGAGUGCAGCGCUGCGCUCCGAAGGCUUGCGGAUAGCAGACUGAAGCACCCGCAGUGCAGCGCGAACUGCUGCUGCACUCAGGGGGCUUCAGGCAGCUAUCCACAAGUCUUCAGAGAGCAGCUGGAGUUCUCGCUGCACUCCGAAGGCUUGCGGAUAGCCGUCUGAAGCCUGGAGAGCGGGAGGGGUCGGUGCACACCGAUCCCUCUUGCUCUCCAGGCUUCGCUUUGCUGGAGAGGCGCUGCACAAUUUUCCCUCUCUGCGCAGCGCCCCUUCAGCGAAGCGGGAGGAGAAAUGGAAGGGGCUCUGUUUCUCCUGCCGCUUCGCUGAAGGGGCACUGAGCAGAGAGGGGGAGAAUUUUUUUCCCCUUUCUCCCCCUCCUAUGGUCGGGUGCGUCCUAUGGUCCGGUGCAUCCUAUAGACCAAAAAAUACGGUAAAUGGGCAAGGGGCGGAUCUGAGGGAAGCCCACUGUCGGCUCCAUCUGCUCUGCCCUCUGGCACAGCCCGUGUCCCAGCCUGCAUCCUCAUUAGCCAAAGCCAAGUACAGGCUGGGAUACAGUUUCUGAUAGGCGGAGGGAGAGCAGGGGUGUUGCAGGAAGGACACGCAGGAGCAAAGCACCUGAGAUGACUUCUGUAAAGAAGAGAGGGAAAGUCGAUGUGGCAUAGUGGUCAAGAGUAUUGGAUUAAAACCGUGGAGACUGGGGUUCUAGUCCCCACUCGGCCAUGAAGCUCACUGGGUGACCUUGGGCCAGUCACUGUCUAUCAGCCUACCCUACCUCACAGGGUUGUUGUGGGGAUAGGAAAGGAAGACAUAAACCCAUGUAUACCACAUUGAGCUUCUUGGAAGAAAGGUGGGAAAUAAAUGUAAUAUAAUGUAAUGUAGCUACAUUAUGGGAUGCGGGUGGCACUGUGGGUUAAACCACUGAGCCUAGGGCUUGCUGAUCAGAAGGUCGGCGGUUCAAAUCCCCACGACGGGGUGAGCUCCCGUUGCUCGGUCCCUGCUCCUGCCAACCUAGAAGUUCGAAAACAUGUCAAAGUGCAAGUAGAUAAAUAGGGACUGCUCUGGCGGGAAGGUAAAUGGUGUUUCCGUGCGCUGCUCUGGUUCGCCAGAAGUGGCUUAGUCAUGCUGGCCACAUGACCCGGAAGCUGUACGCCGGCUCCCUCGGCCAGUAAAGCGAGAUGAGCGCCGCAACCCCAGAGUCGGUCACGACUGGACCUAAUGGUCAGGGGUCCCUUUACCUUUACCUAGCUACGUUAUAGGGAGAGGCAACUAAAACCGUUACUGGAGUCACUAGACAACCUUUCCUAGGGAAGGUUCCUCUUUAUUCCCAGAUAGGGUGGUCAACCAGAUCCCAUUGUUUGGGGGGGGGGGGAUAUCCCACCCACAGAAGCAUCCCAAGAGAUUGUAACAGUUUCUGGUGUCUCAGAAGUGAGGAUCUUAAGAUCAAAUAUUUCAGCCUUCCCCAACCUAGUAGCCCCCAUAACUGUUUUGGACUACAAUUCCCACCAGCCCCAGUCAAUAACUGUACCCCUGUGGGUAUAAGAUGGACAAAAAAUGUAAGUUAUUAGGAUGCAUUGAAAGCUUGUAAUCUUUUCUGACUUUUAGGCUUCAAGGUGAGUUGUAACCGUCUUUAUGGAUAGCAGCUCUGUGCCAUUACAAGGCGUGUAACCUGCUGAAAUCAACUGCUUGUAUAAACCCAUGGAAAACUAACAGUGCCCCUAGCAGCAGUUUGCAAUAUUUCAUGAAGCAAAGAGGGGUGGAUUCCAUUCAUUCAAUAAGCAGACCUUUUCUUCCUUCCUUCCUCCCGCUUAGCCAUCAAUGGUAAACUCUAUGCAAACUUGCCUGGGCUGACAAUGUAUGAAGGAGACUGGGUGAACUGGUACCUGCUGGGAAUGGGCCAGGAGAUUGACAUCCACACAGUUCAUUUCCACGCUGAGACCUUCAUUUAUCGGGUGAGCAUUUGAAGCUGUUGCUUGAAUAACCUUAUGACGCCAUGUAAUGUCAGUCUGCUGCUACCCCUACAAACUGUGGGGUCAGUGUCCUUCUCAGCUUCACCCCCUCCCCCGAAGUUAACAUGAAAAGUUUUUGUUUAAAGAAAAAGCAAGCAAGGGGUGACAUGACAGGCAUUUAUUAAAUUAUACAGGGCAUGGAGGAAAAGUGGACAGAGAAAAGUUUUCAUAACACCAGAAUUCCUGGAUGCCCAGUGAAGGUGAAUGUUGGGAGAUUCAGUCCUUGUUUAUGCAGCACACAGACUGUGGAACUCACUCCCACAGUAGGCAGUGAUGGCCACUGUAAUGAGUAUGGGUUGCUCGUGCGUAAGUUACCGCCUCUCCUGGCUAUGUUGCCUGGUUAAACCUUUCUGUCUGGACAGCCCUUCACUUCGUGGCUGCCUCAGUCGCUAGCAGAAUCCGUCAGUGUGCAUUUCUUAAACCUUUUCCAACAUAAAAGUUGUUUGACUCCAAGUCUCCUCCUACUCUCCCUGCGCGGAAGUCUUCUGCGCAGGGAGGGCGUGGGUAGCGGAGGACCCGUGCUUUCCCCGCUGGUGUCCGGUGAAGAGUCCUGGCGCCCUCUCGCCGAUUCCCCCAUCUGCCCCCCUUUAUCCCUGGUGUUGAGCUGAUUUGCUUCCCCAUCUGCUGAGCUGCCUCUCUCCCUGCUGGGCCCUUCUCCAGCAUCAUUUGAGAGCCUUCCCUCCGCCUCUAGCUCCGAUGUCAGUUCCCUGACAGCCACCAACCUGGAAGAUGACUCCAGGGAUGAUUGGCCAAGUUAAUGGAGGAGAGGGCUAUCCAUGGCUAUUGACCACAGCAGCUGUGCUCUGCCUCCAUAGUUCUGGAGGCAGCCAUGCUUCUGAAUACUGGAUGCUGGAAAUAAAGGAAGGGAGAGUGGCUCUUGUGCUCGGAUCCUCCUUGCAGGUUCCGCACAGUGGUUGGCCACUGUGAGAACAAGGUACUGGACUAGAUGGGCCAUGGGCCUGAUGCAGCUGUAGGCUCUUACGUUCUUAUGACAAUCCCUGUGUUGCUUCUAGAGGCAACUAAUGAGAUACUUACCUUUUAUAUUUUUGAGCCGGGGGGAACGACAACCUUUUUUAUUUUAUUUUUUAAAUCCCACAUUUAUACCCCAAGGUGGCAUACAUUGUUCUCCCCCUCCUAAUUUUAUCCUCACAACAACCUUGUAGUGUAGGUUAGGCUGGGAGGCAAUGACUGGCCCCCAAAGUCACACUCAGUGAGCUUAAUGCCAAGUGGGGAUUUGAACCCAAAUAAAUGCAGGUGGCGCUGUGGUCUAAACCACACAGCCUAGGGCUGGCUGAUCAGAAGGUUGGCAGUUCGAAUCCCCGCGACGGGGUGAGAUCCUGUUGCUCGGUCCCAGCUCCUGCCAACCUAGCAGUUCAAAAGCACGUCAAAGUGCAAGUAGAUAAACAGGUACCGCUCUGACAGGAAGGUAAACAGCAUUUCCGUGCGCUGCUCUGGUUUGCCAGAAGCGGCUUAGUCAUGCUGGCCACAUGACCCCGAAGCUGUCUGCGGACAAACGCCGGCUCCCUCGGCCAAUAAAGCGAGAUGAGUGCCACAACCCCAGAGUCGUCAGUGACUGAACUUAAAGGUCAGGGGUCCCUUUAAAGGUAAAGGGAUCCUGACCAUUAGGUCCAGUUGUGGCCGACUCUCGGGUUGUGGCGCUCAUCUCGCUUUAUUGGCCGAGGGAGCUGGCAUACAGCUUCCAGGUCAUGUGGCCAGCAUGACUAAGCUGCUUCUGGCGAACCAGAGCAGUGCACAGAAACGCCGUUUACCUUCCCGCCGGAGUGGUACCUAUUUAUCUACUUGCACUAUGAUGUACUUUCAAACUGCUAGGUUGACAGGAGCAGGGACCGAGCAACGGGAGCUCACCCCGUUGCGGGGAUUCAAACCGCCAACCUUCUGAUCCGCAAGUCCUUGGCCACCCGCGUCCCAUGGGUCCCUUUACCUUUAUCUAAAAAUCAACAAGACUGCAGAAUAAAUUUACCUCUUUUAAAAAAAACAACUUACCUAAUAGGUAGAAGUCACAUGAUUCGACUUUCCUGGCCCAGAAACCCAGCUCUUCUUGGUGCAGGCAGUAGCUUUGCAGGGGCAGCCCUCCCUGUUCCAAAGUAAUGUUUGCUCUCUGGGUCCUCCCCACAUGACAGAGUGGCAAGACGUACAGAGCAGAUGUGGCGGACCUCUUCCCUGGGACCUUUGAAGUGGUGGAGAUGCUGGUUGGCAAUCCUGGAACAUGGCUGCUUCAUUGCCAUGUGGCCGAUCACAUCCAUGCUGGAAUGGAAACCCUCUUCACAGUUUUUCCUAAGCACGGUAAGGAGAGAGCAGGUUGGUUUUUAUCAACACCAUUAUCAUUAUAUCAUUACCAUUACCAUUAUUUUAUUUAGAGCCUUUGUCAGGGUUGUACCUAGGGGCUGGUUAGGUUGCCCCCACCAAGGGUGCAGGUCCGGGGGGGUGGGGAGGGACACACAAAAACUGAGCCUCUCCACUCUGGCACCGAGUGGCUAGAAACCCGCCUUGCCUGUCCAUGCACUCAGACGGAUGGACUGAUGGAAGAACAGGAGGAGGAAAAGCAGAGCAGAGCCAGCCCUGAUGGCCAAGGACGAAGUCACAAGAGGAGUGCAAAAGCACAGUUAAGCCGUAGAAAUCUCUCCCACAGGCGGCAGUUGAUGCCAAGCAACCUAGAUUGCCUUGAAAGAUUAUUAGACAAAUUCGUGGAAGAGGAGAGGGCUAUUGAUGGCUAUGCUCUGCCCUCUACAGUCGGAGGGAGGAAAUGCUUCUGAAAACCAGUUGCUGGAACUCACAGGAGGUGAGAGUGCUCUUGUGCUUGAAUCCUGCUUGCAGGUUUCCCACAGGCAUCUGGUUGGCCACUAUGUGAACAGGAUGCCGGACAAGAUGGGGCCAUUGGCCUGAUCCAGCAGGCUAUUCUUGUGUUCUUAAUAUUAGAAUGUGGUGCUACAGACACCCAUUUUAUCUGGCUUGAACACAGGGAUCUCUUGUGCUUAUUUGUUUUGUCUCAUUUCUUACCCACCCUUCACCACCGGGUCAGAGGGUGGGUAAAAUAUGCAAUUACAAAACAAAUAAAACAGUUUGCAGCCCAAGAAGGAAGUGUAAAAACUAUUAAAAACAAUGUGAACAUUUAAAAACAGUUCCCCCAUAAAAAUAUUUCCAGUACAGUGUUCCAGUGCUUGGGAAGGGCCAUAGCUUGGUGCUUAGAAGAUCUUCUUUGAAUACAGGAGGUCCCAGAUUCAGUCCCCAGCAUCUCUAGGUAGGACUGGGAGUUGUCCCCUGUCUGAAACCUUAGAGAUCUGUUUCCAGCAACUGUUACAUUGGAUGGACGUCAUUCGUCUAAGUAGAACACAGCUUCCUAUGCCAUCCUUUUGUGCUUCCCAGUAGCUUCCUACUAAAUUGUGUACUUUCUUUUCAGAUUCAGUGCUUCUGAAGACCAAUUCCUAUACAGGUAUGGCUGUCAUUGCAUCUCAGGUUUAUACCCCUUUUGAGCAUUCUUGAAUAAGGACAAUUCCCGGUGUGAAGCCUAGCAAGGCACCCCUUUUGUCCACCAUUAUUCUCCUUUCAUUCCUCAAGUUCACCCAGUGGUCCAGGGCUGCUGGCUCCCUGCAAACCCCAUGCACUGCACAGGGUUGAUCAGGUUACAGUUUGGGUUCCUUCCAAUUCCAUGAUUCUGUGAGUGCAAACUGGGAGUCAGUGUUCUCUGUGUGCACUCUACCCAGCUCCCUUCUUCCAUAACCAUUGCAAAUUAUCUUGUCAGCUUUAACCAUGGUUUGCUGUUACAGUGGGGGGGGGGAGUAUUUGAUCCCCUGCUAACUUUGCCCAUUUGCCCUCUGACGAAGAAAUGACCAGUCCAUAAUUUUAAUGGUAGGUUUAUUGUAGGUGUGAGAGACAGAAUAACAUCAGGAAAGCCCCCAGAAACCAAGAAGACAAAAGUCAGAGAUUGAUGUGCAGGGGAUCAAAUACUUCCCCCCCGUCACUGUACAUCUUCACUGACUCUGACUAGCUAACGCUAGGAAAAUUCCCUCUUAGCCAUGGUUUGCAAACUUGUUCAGACUUAAGAUGGAAUCCCAUGGCAAUCUGAGUUGCAGAGGUCUGGUUGCGGCCUGGAUAUAUACUACAGGGAUAGACCUGAGUGAAGCCAGGCCUGUUGCCACAACCUCUCUCUCACUGGCCUCCUAACUGGCCCAUUUGAAAGGGUUUGGGUGCCAAGCCACAUGGCCAAUGGGGGGAGGUUCUUACCCCUCCCCCAGUGGUCGUGCUGUGCCGAAGAUGGCUCACACAUUGGGCCGCGGCUGCACCAGGCUGCAAACUGCUGCUUCCCAGGUAAGCAGCCAUUAACCUUGUCAGCUUUAGCUACGGUUUGCUGUUACAUCUUCACUGACUAACUGCAUCUAAUGCUAGGAAGAUUCCCUCUUAACCAUGGUUUGCAAACAGUGUUCAAACUCUGGUUAAGAUGGAAGCCCAGUUAGCCGUUGUUAUGGCUGACAUCUGUGCAAACGUAACACUCCAUGGAAUUCAAAUUGUAAUACAAUACAGUAAUUAAUAAAUAAAUAAUUUCCAGCAAUCGAAGUGGUCAAGUGGGCUAAGGACUGGUUCCAAGUUCUUUGCAUGGUACAAGUAACAGGUUGAAAUUUUCCUGGUAAUGAAAAAGAUUCCUCUACUAACCUUAUUGCUCAUCUAGCUAUCUAACUGUGUGGAGGUUUUGCAGACUUAGUACCUGUUUUUCCUUGGAAAAUGUGAAUUUGCUCUUAAACUGAAAAGACAGCAGAGUGGUUGUUUGCUGCUGUCAUUCUGUACUGUUAACUUCCGUUAAUGCAAUCUCAUUUCCUCCCCACCCGCCCACAAAAAGUGACCUUUCAUCAUCCAUUUGUCCUCAGAGACACCUCCUGAAGAUGAAGACAAUGGCCAUCACUUUGUUUUGUUCGGGUCAAAACUGGCACAUAGCCAAGUAGAGGCGACCAUUAUUUUCCUUGUCGUCACCGGUGUCUUGCUGUUCCUCAUUGCCUGCACCUUUCUGGGAGUGAUAAUUUACCUGCAGAGACAAAAGAGGCUGAGACGCAACAGGAGGUCCAUACUAGACGAAGGGUUCAAGCUUAUGUCUACAAAAAAGCAUUAACAUCUGGAGAGGAGUGGCGGAGGUUUUUAUGGCCUUUGAGCUGCAUGCAAGGAGGAAGUGCCUUGAAAUGCCUUUUGCAAAAUAAAAAUAGCAAUAAAUCACUUUAGGAGCUAUGCUUCAAAACCACCCGUGAUGUUGUCCUCUUAGGGAAAAUAAAAAAGGAAACAUCUCCAAGUGCCACCCAGUGCCUAGUUUUAUACUUCCUACUCAGGACUCAAAUUAAGCCACAAUAAGUUUAAUCAGGCACAUUUAUACAAUAAUCCUGUAAUCCUCCAGAAUUUGGGGAGCCAGCUGACAAGCAAGGAUCAAUCCGGAGGAAUUUUUCAUAUUAUGAGAAAGGAGAUUGCACUAAACGUCAGGAAAAGCUCUGCAGCAGCAGAACAGACACCCUUGGAAGGCAUAGGACUCCCCUUCGUUGGGGUUUUUUAGAGAGAGGUUGGAUGGCCAUCUGUUUGGGACUCUUUAGCUGUGAUUCCUGCAUUGCAGCGGGUUGGACUACAUGACCCUUGGGGUCCCAUCCAACUCUAUAAUUCUAUGAUUCUGUGGAACAAAGCUCCUGGAUCUGCAGCAUUCCCUUGGUCUUUUUUGCUCAGGGAAGCCACCCACCCUGCUGCUCUCUCUCCUUCUGCUCCUAUUCGGGGGUUUUCAGACAGUCUGCUUGGCUACUAUCUGCUCCAGCAGGCCUAACUGACCUUAUCAGCCAACUGAAGAGAAACAACAUGUGUGAGGAGGAAUCUUCCCAGGGAAGCAUGGGGGAGGAGGGAGCACAUACUCCAUGGGACUGUUUUCUCUAUGGGACUGUUUUCUAACAGCAAAUUCUUUUCCCUGCUUUGAUCUGCUUCUAUCUCCUCCCAUCCCUUCAUGCACAGAAAGUAAAAACAAG
Podarcis lilfordi (Lilford's wall lizard) is the source of this 45268-nucleotide messenger RNA. NCBI's taxonomy places the organism in Eukaryota, Metazoa, Chordata, Lepidosauria, Squamata, Lacertidae. The record is from the annotation of a GenBank genome assembly.